ACGAUCCGUCAUUGCCCGCGAUCAAUUUUUUAUUUUCGACACGAUUAUUCGCUUCGAUCAUCGCGGCUUUAGCCGACGGUGUUAUCGCGAAUCCGAAACGAUCGAACUUUCUCGAUCUACGGAACCGAAUCGAUCCGACCUGUGCAUCCUUCUUUUGGAUUUUCUGACACGGUGUUACUUGGAUAUCGUUCUCUUCUCUACGACUCGACUUCGCGAUGCUAGGUGAUCGAAGCACGCCGGGUGAAGCUUCGAAAUAGUAAAAGAUGUCGCAGCCGCCAUCAAAACCCCAUGGAAAAGGCGGGCCAGGGGGUUGGUCGGCCAGACCCAACGUGCCAGGCCAUUACAGACCCCCGUCGCCAUAUAGUCCUUCGAGUUCGCCGCAUCCUCCGCGUCCUCGAGGACCACCGACACCGGUUCACCAUGCUCAUCCUGCGUCUCCUCUGACGUACUCCGGAAUGAUGCACCCGAUGAGUCCGGUGCCUAUAGGAAUGCCGAUUUCACCUGGUAUAUCCCCGGUUUUUGGAUCGCCGACUAGCUACAUACAGUGUCCCAGACCUAGAUGGCCUUCGCCUCUUCCGAUUGGGAGUCCUGCACCUAGACCUUACAUACCCGCUCAGAGUUCCGCAGAAAGCGGUACAUCGUCACCCUUAGCCACCGGACCAGCAGAAUACAUGAUCGGACCCUACCGACCCGGAGAUUACGAGUACGUAGGAGUUCCACUGGAUCACUCGCAAACGGAGGAGGAAUCCAGUGGACCCAGCACCGCGGAAAUAAUCGCGAACCAAAGUCAAGAUUACGUGGAUGAAAAGUUAGCCGAGUACCAGGCCACGAUACAGCAGCUUCAAAACGAACAAGAACGCGUACAGAAGAAGACAUUCGUCAACUGGAUCAAUUCGUACCUGUCCAAGAGGAUUCCACCGCUCCGUGUGGACGAUUUGAUCGAUGACCUUAAAGACGGCACCCGUCUGCUCGCUUUACUAGAAGUUCUGUCCGGCGAGAAACUGCCGGUUGAAAGGGGCCGUAACCUGAAGAGACCGCAUUUUCUCAGCAACGCGAAUACUGCUCUUCAAUUCUUACAGAGCAAAAAGAUCAAACUAGUGAACAUCAACUCAUCCGACCUGGUAGAUGGCCGACCACCCGUCGUACUGGGCCUGAUUUGGACCAUCAUCCUAUACUUCCAGAUCGAGGAGAAUACCAGAGCUUUGGAGUAUCUGGGGCAAACCUGGGGCAGUCAGAGCAGUCUGGAGAGCCUCAGCACCCAAGGGUCGGCUACCAGCGAGAGGAAACGCAUCAGCAGCGAGAAAUGGAAACAGGGUGCGAGGAAGACUUUGCUGCAAUGGGUCACCAAUGCUCUGCCAAAGGACAUAAAGGUCCGCGAUUUCGGAGAAAGCUGGCGCGACGGAAACGCGUUCCUGGCCAUCAUCGACGCCAUUAAGGCGAACCUGGUGAACAUCGCAGCCAUGAGAGAGGCGACAAACCGAGCUCGUCUGGCGACAGCCUUCCACGUCGCGGAAUCAGAACUGGGAAUCGCGAGACUGCUCGAUCCAGAAGACGUCGACGUUCCCCAACCUGACGAGAAAUCGAUAAUGACUUACGUAGCGCAAUUUCUGCAUAAGUAUCCGGAGCCAGGAUCCACGGCUGCGGAUUCGUUCGCUGCUGUGCAACAGGAAUAUGAUGGACUGUUUAAUUGGUUGAAUGAGAAAGUUAGAUAUCUGGAGCAGAUGGAUAGGACCAGUACUUUCCCUUUAAAUUAUGGAGAUUACCUUGCUUUGAAGACGGAGGCUGACCAACAGCUGGUGAUUUACAAUAAGUUGCAACGCCUUGUUGAGACUCCUAGCAUGAUCAGCAUCACCAGAGACUCGUGGGGACACAUACAGAGCCUGUGGAAGACUUUUGAAAUCCUCAUGUUACACUGGCUCUGGCUUCUGGACUCCUCCCUCCCAGGCGAGUUAGGAGAAGUCGGCAAAUGGUUAGGUCGCGCAGAAGCCCUUCUAAUAUCCGACACCGACAUCCCCGAGGAAAUGACCGAAGAAACCGCCAACAUAAUAUCGAAUAAGCUAGAAGACCACAAGAAGUUCUUCCUAGAUCUACCGUCCAUGACAGAACGUUUCCAAGCAGCCAAGAGCUCACAGCUGGCACUGAAGGUGCAGCCUCAACAGCUGGCCAACAUGGCGGCCCGAUUCGAGAGCCUGCCCGAUCGCGCUGCGAAACGUAGAAUCCGACUAAAGUUCCUGGAGCACAAAUGCUGCCUUAUUGCUUUCUUGUUCCUAGUCGAGACGAAGCUGAAGGGGUGGAGCGUGAAAUAUGGCACUGAAGAGAAGGUGCAUCAGAUGUUGGAACAGUAUAGAAACUUCGUGUCCCGAAACAGGAUCUUCCAGGAGUUCCAGAAAGCGUAUCUGGACAUGCAACAGGUUGUCGAGGAUUAUAAACGCGAAGGAAGUAUUGAUAAAGAAGAAAGUGCAAGCAUCGACCGUUUCAUGAGAGAAACCAGCGAGAAGUGGAAGAGCGUCUCCAUGGACCUCCGCUGCGUGCAAAGCAUGCUCGAGGAGGUGGUAGCCUACUGGCGUCGCUGGAACGUCGUCUCCGACGAGUUCGAGGCGUGGUUGAAUCGAGCAGAGCCAGCUCUGAGCCUCCCUGAGGAAGAGAGGAUGGAGUUCUUCCAAGACAUAAGUGUCUGGAAGGACAAACAUCAGCAACUAUCAGAUACGGUGACGUUCCUCAUCGCCACAUCCGACGAGCCAGUGGCUCUCCAGCUGAAGCAACGUUACUCGAGCCUCACAGCGAGAUGGGAGUCCCUGUUCCAGGAAGCGAAACAGUACAUGCGUGCUGGGGACGUGAUACGAAACAGGAAGGACUACAGAGCCGGUGUGGAGACAUUACAGAAUUGGCUGAGGAAUGUCGAGUCGGCCUUGGCAGCCACUGACUUGACCACCACUGAAAAGAUUAAGGCUUACGGAGAAAAACUGCAAGUUUUUCACAACGAGGUAGAGGGUAUUGAAGAUCUUUUUAAGAGCAUCAGCAAGAAGUUCCAGACGCUGAUUCAAGAUCUGUCGCGCGAUGAAGUGGACAAGAUGAUGAACACCUUGAAGAAGGAGAAGGAAGCUCUGGUGAAAGUGCGAGCUCUGAUACCCAUGCAGCUACAUUUGUACCAUCAGCUGCUGGUUCAGCAGGAGUCCCUGGAAGCUGGACAGAAGGAGAUCGCUGCUUGGUUGGACGAGGCAGAGAGGAUGUUGACGAGUAUCGACCUGUCUGGAGGCAGAGAGUACAUCCUGGCGCAGCUGGAGCGUCACAAAGCCUUCUUCUCGAGAACUCUUUACUACAAGUCGAUGUUGGAAUCCAAGAACAAGGUUUUCACGAGUAUUGUUAAGUCCGUGGAUAGCCAUGCCGAUGUCAGUACGGCGGAAGGUGGUAAAACUUUGAGGGAACUCAAUGAACGGUUCAACAAGGUGUCUCAAGCUGCCCAGACCUGGGAACAACGGCUUCAGGAAGCUGUGAGAUGCUGGACCAAGUUCAAGGAAUGCGAGAGACAGGUCUCCGAAUGGCUAUCCGUAGCGGAGACCAUGAUCAAUGACAAACAUACCGAUAAUAGACGAUCGAUAGAGUAUCACAAGAAUUUCUUCAGCAACGUCAGCGAGAAAUGGAUCCAGGAUUUCGUGAACGCUGGACAGGACUUGAAGAAUAUUCUGCCUGUCGAACAGCAAGCUCCUAUUGUAGAGGCUGUGGAAGCUCUGCAGAAACGUUGGAAAGUGGUACUAACAUUUGCACCUCUUCAUCUAAUGAAACUCGAGUUCCGCCUCGACGAAGCCACUUUCCUGCAAUACCUGAAGGGAAUCGAGGUUGAGAUCAACUCUGAGCAGCAGGCUCUCAUGAAGAACGACAACGUGGAAAGUAUACUGCAACGAAACAAGGAGUUCUUUGUUAAUCGCGGCACCGUACUGGAAGUGGAGAAGUGCCUGCAGACCCUGAAGAAGAUCAGUCAGGCGUACAGUCAGUUGAAGUUUAGUGACACCAGUUUGACCGAGGCCACUCAGAAUGCUGAACGUAUGUGGGAGGAAUGUGCUCAGAAGGUGGAACGUUUGAGGGAUCAGUUGAAACAAGUGCCUCAACAAUGGGCUGCGUAUAAGAAGAAAUUCGACGAGAUGGUGCGAUGGAUGGACCACGUGGACAGCAAUCUGAGAAGCAUACUACACGAAGUGAACACUCUGGAAGAAUUUGAGACCGAGAAAACUAUAUUCCAGAAAAUAUGUCGAGAAGCAGACAGCAAACGUGAAGAGAUGAAAUGGUUGGUUCAAACCUUGGACAGUCUGACCUCGAACCGUUCAGACCACGAAGCCCUCUCGGAACAGAACCGUCUGGAGCAAUUGAUCACUCGUUACAAGAAUCUGAUACCCACCAUCGAGAUAACCAUGACGAAAACGGACAUCUACUCGAAGAGUUACACGUACAGGAAGGAAGUGCGUGAAGUGUGUACUCUUCUGCGCAAGGUUCGCGAUCAGUCCAAAGUCGACGUGGUGGCCGAAGGUCCAGAGACCUUGCAGACCGCUGUGAGUCAUCAGGAAAGUCGCUUGAGCAACCUGGAACAGCAGAGACCGAAUAUUGUCAGCAUGCUGCAACGCGGUAAAGAUCUUCUGAAGGACCAACACGCUCCUCCAUUCGUGUCCCUCGAAGUUCAGCAACUGGAGUCCAACUGGAACGAUACGUACAGUCAAAGUGUGGAGACAUUGAAGAGUCUGAAGAGCACUCAGAAACUGUGGAACACCUAUUCGGAGCAGAAGGAGGAGAUCUUGAAGCUGAUCGAGCAAGCUGAUGAAGAGCUGAGGAAGAUAGAAUCGAAGAUCUAUUUCAAUGCCUCCGAAGCGUCGUCCGAUCUUCAGAGCAAGCAAGACUUCAGUUCGACCUUGAGGAAAUCGGCCGAGGAGCUGCUGAAGAAGCUGCAAGAAACGUACAGUCACUUGACCGAUGUCACACCACCGGAGAAAAGGGAGGUUCUGAAGAAAGAGAUCACCAUUACAGAGAAGCGCAUGGAGACCACCUUGAAAACGGUCGAGGAGAAGGUGGUUCAUCUGCAAGAACACAGCGCUAGAUGGAACAAGUUCCAGGCGAAGCUGAACGCGUUGCAGCUGUGGGCUCAACAGAAGUCGCCUCAGUCGAUUGCCGAUGCAGCCAACCUGGCGACGACCCCUGAAGAGAUGGUGUUCAGAACGGAGAGACUGCAGAAGGAAAUCCAAGAGAAGAUCGAGACACUGAAGUUCCUCGAAGUGGAGUCUUUCCAUCUCGUUAAAGGUGAAGGUCACAAAGCUGAAGGCACACAGCUCUGUCGUGACUUCCUGCAACUCGAGAAGGCGAUCAAAGAUCUGAAGCAGAGCGUCACCGUGCAACGUCAAUCCGCCUCGCAGAAUCUGGAGACCUGGAAGGAGUACGAGAAAGGAAUAAAAGAGCUAAAGCCCUGGAUCGAAGAAUCAGAGUCCAAGGCCGCCACCAUAGGCACCAAACCCACCACUCUGCCUCAAGCGGCUCACAUGCUCGAAGAAGCCAAAGCGUUCGAGAUACGCUGCCAGCAACACUUCCCCAGGAUCCAGGACCUGUCGCUGAUCAGCCAAAGAAUAUCUGGCAGGACGUCGGCAUCGGACGAAGUGGACGCAGUCCACACUCGCUGGAACGCCGUUCACGACACGGCCGUGCAGGCAACCACAAAGUUAGACAAACUCGUCACCUCGUGGAACAGCUUCGAGUCAGAGAUCAAGGAAUUCAAGGAGUGGCUCGAAAGGUCCGAGAAAAGCGUGCUCGUGGAACCUAACACCCAAACGCCGGAAGUGUCGGUGCUAGAGAAGGAGUUAGCUCGUUUGAAGGACUUCAAUAAAACGAUAUCGGACCACCAGGCUCAAUUGAUCUCCUUAACACAGGUGUCUGAUCACAUCAGUCACGCUUUGUCCCUGGAGGGAGCGACGAACCUGAAGAGCCGAGUCUCGGACAUCAAGUCCAGAGUCAGCAAACUCGCGGACACCGUGAGACUGCAGAUCAACCGGGUGUCCGAUUCGCUGCUGGCUCGUCAAGAGUUCCAGAUGAAGAUCACCGACUUCGAGAACUGGAUGUCGAGGUUGAGGUCGAAUAUCGCCGAGAUCAGCGACGCUACCGUGGACACUGUCGACACUAAUCUUCAGGCUGUCCACGCCUACAUUCAGGAACACUCCGAGAAGCAGCCGACUUUCGCAGCCAUUUAUGACGAAGUCAAACAGCUCUCCUCGAAGGGGUCAGUCAUGGAGGCGGCUGCUCUGGACGAGACCUACACCGCCCUGGCGAAGAAGUACAAAGCCUUGGAAGAUGACUUGCAGCAGAAGAAAAAGGGUCUGGAGAAGUGGAUAGAGCUGCUCAGCUGGUUGAACGACGCGAACGCUCAGCUGAGUCACUGCAAGUACGAAGCAGAAGCUAGGAAACCGACCAUAGCUGACCUGGAAAGGUUCUCUUCGGAGUUGCAAACGAUAUAUGACAAGAUAGAAAGCUGGAAGCAACAUAUUCCACCAGAUUCAGCGGUGGGUAUCCAAAUCAGGGACAAACAAGGAAAGCCUCUGUCGGCUUCUGGUCUGCUGAACGACCUCGAGAACAAGGCCAUAUCCCUGAAGAACGAGAUAUCCGCGAAACGUGACCGACUGGAGAACCUCGGUGCCAGGUGGAACAACUUCAGAACGCUGCAGCAGAAGAUCACCGAGAAGAUUCUGAAGACUCAAACCGCUCUUCAGGAAAUUGUUUACAACGUCGAUUCUUGUAAACAACUGGCACCUGCGGUGGACAAGAUCGAUGCCCUCAUAGAGGAACACCAGAAGAGAGAACAGGAGAAGGAGAUUCUUCAUUUUGAAGGAAGCUCGUUGAUGAAGGAGGAUCAACGGUCGACGACCAACAUCCAGGUGGCUCUGUCUUCCGUCGAUGCUAACUGGGAGAAGGUCAACGAACUCCUCAGAGACCAGAGGAAGAAAUACGCCGACAUGAACGCGGACUGGAAAGCGUACGAAGAGGCAAAGCAGAAACUGAAGAAGUCCAUCGAAGAGUCGAAUAAUCUGUGUCGAUCGGCCAAAGGGGUUCCCUACGACACUACUCAAGCUAACAUGAAUUUGGAGAAGCACAAGAAGGCGUUGGAGAUCCUGAAGAAAGGCAAGCAGUUCCUGGAGAAAAUGGACUCGAAGGAGCAGCAGCUGACGAAGGAGACGUCCCUCAUGCCCAGAUUCGACUCUGACUCGAUCGAGAAGGACUUGGCCGAGUGUCGGCAAAGUUAUCAGGAAACCUACAACGAGAUCAGCGAGAGAUUGCAGGCUUAUGAGUCUCAAGUGAUCAUCUGGAAGCAGAUAGAAGAAUCGAAAUCUGAACUUAUAACUUGGCUAACCGACACUAGUGAAGCUCUGUCCACUGCCUGCGCAGGUUUGCUGGACACCGAAAGUUGCUACGCAAAAUUGAUGAGAUAUCGCGAAGAACUGCCCGGUUACCAACAAGUGUACCGAAACAUCGUCUCAAAGAUCGAGCAGCUGAUCAAACUCAACAAUGACACUGAUAUUCCUACCUUGAAGUCCUUGCAGAAGGUGCUCGACGAUCAGUUCAAGCUGGCCAAAGGCUACGCGGAUGAACUUGAGUCUGUGACAUCCGCCUUGAACGAGAGAGAGAGAAGCAUCAGACAGGAGAUGAAGAGAUGCGGUGAUCUGAUUUCGAAGAUCCGAGAAGACAUAAUAAAGUGUGACGACUUGACUGGCGAGAAUACCAAGAUCCUGGGUCGCAUCAACAAGUGCCAAGAACUGAAGACUGAACUGGAACAGUGCGAUCAGGCUCUGUCGAAGGUUAAAGAUUCUAUGGACUCCAUCGCGACAGACUACCGCGGUUUCUUCAGGGCGAAUCUGCCUAACGAGCUGCAGGCUCUUCAGCUCCGAAGAGACGGCGUCGCCAGCCACGCGAACAAGGUGAUUGCAACCUUGGUUGCGUUCUUGACCAAACUCUACCACGAGAAAUUCGGAGCUCUUCAGCGUAUGGUGGUGACUCUCAAAGAAAAGGUGGCCUGGUGUGAACCUGAGCAGAGCAGCGAUCGCUACAACCUGGAAGUAAAAAUGGCGUCUUUGAUGGACGUGGAAGCUGGAAUCGCGGAUUGCAUUGCAAGAAAAGAGGAUACGGACAACUCUCUGCAGCUUCUAGCGUCCGUGGAGAGUCCAGAAACGAUGGCAGCCCUGAAGGCCGAUCGAGACAAGGUGGAGGCCGACCUGGAGUCCCUGAAGUCCAGUUACAGCAAGAUCAAAAAUGAUUUAGAGAGGAACAUCGCUUUGUGGCAACGUUAUGAACUGACUUCCGAGAGCGUUCUAUCGUGGCUGAAGGAGAACGAGAACAAGAUCAGAGCCGAAGCUUCCGCACUGCUGAACUUGGAGGACAUCGAGCAGAAGAUUUCCGAGAUGAGUCAAGCUCAGAAGACAGUGAUGGAGUAUAAUACAGAAUUAAAGUCGCUGACCGCUUUAGCUGAAGACAUCACCAAAGUCAGCUCCGAGUCCAGAGUGAACCAGUACAUAGUGCACCUGAACACACGAUACGAGUACGUGCUGAAGUUCCUGUCGCAGUACCUGGACAGACUCCGAGAGCUGAAGGAGAACAGGGAUCAGUACAUAGCGAACAAGAAGAAACUGGAAGAGUGGAUCGAGAACGCUGAAAAGACCCUGAAAGUGUACGAUGAGAUAAGUGGACCUAAACCUAUCACGUUCUAUCAGUCGCGUCUGAAGGAGCUGAAGGCGUUCGCCGAAGAGCGAGAGGUAGGUCAAGCCAUACUGAAUCGCACCGCCGAAGCUGGCGAGGCUCUGUUCUCCAGAAUCACUCCCGAUCAGAGGGAAACCAUCAGAGCUGAGUUAAGAAACUUCCGCAACCGAGUGGACGCCAUGGCAGAUCGCGCGAACGUGAUCUACAAGAAGAUAGAGAGCGACAUGAUGCACAGAUCGUCCUUCGAGGACAAGUUCUCGCAGGUGAAACAGUGGCUGGUGGACGCCCAGAACAAACUGGGAGAGAAGCAAGAGUUAUUGCCGACCUUGCAGGAGAAGAAGUUGGCUCUUCAUUUGUACAGAGCAGUGGCUCAAGAUGUAACCGUUCACAAGAACAUUCUUCAGCAGCUGCAAGAGAGGCUGAGCUCAGCGCCCGAUGACGAUGCGAGUGAAAUGCUGGCGAAUGUGAUAGAAGCUUAUGAAAAGCUGUCCAACGAAGUCGAAGGAAGGAUCAACAUCGCCGAGAAGCACGUCUCGAACCACGAAGCUUACUUGCAGACCUUCGAGAAGACCCGCGAUUGGAUCAACACGGUCGUCAAUGAGGGCACACCCAUCAUCGAGGACUUCUCCGUCGAGAAAGACACCGCGCAGAGCAAGAUCGCCGCUAUCGAGAAUUUGUUGCAGCAGCAAGCCGAAGGAGAUCGAAUCCUCGCCGACUGUAACCAGCAAUUGAACAUAGUUCUCGAGCAGACCUCUAUGCCGGGUCACCCGGCGCUGCUGAUGAACUUCGAGCAGCAGAACAAGAUGUGGAAGGACUUCCUGAAGAAGUGCACCGCCGCCAGGGAUAAACUGAAGCACAUGUUCAGUCAGUGGUCCGAGUUCGAGAAGAUAGUGGAAGGUUUAGAAGCUUGGAUCAAGCAGAUGGAGACUCAGCUGAAGGACCAAAGUCUGAAGAGCACGGAGGAAGCGAAGAGGGCGCAUCUGCAGAGACUGAAGUCCCUCGAGGAGACCAUCCUCGCUAAAGGCAGCGAAUUUAAUGCUGCGAUCGAGAAGAGUCAGAGCAUCGAGGCUGAAGCCGACCUCGCGACCAGAGUCUCCAGGCAGACCACGAAGUACCAGGCCAUCAAGAACCAGAUUAAGGAGGCUGUGAUGAGGUACGAGCAGUUCGUGAAGGAGCACAACACGUUCAACGUGAAGUACGAUCAGCUGCUGCAGUGGAUCACGGACAUUCAGGCGGAACUGAAGAAGCACAGCGAGAUCGUGGGUGACCUGUCGGUGUUGCAGAACAGGCAGAAGCUCAUUCGAGACCUCGGUGACACCAGAACGAAGGAGAACGCUCGCUUCGAGUCCGUGAUCGACCUCGGUGAGAAGUUGUAUGUGCAUACAUCCCCGGAUGGCAGAGAGAUCAUCAGACAGCAGCUGAGAAACCUGAGAACCUUAUGGGACGGAUUCUCUGAAGAGCUCCAGAACACCAUGCAGAAGUUAGACCAAUGUCUGAUGCAGUUCGCGGAAUUCUCUCUGUCGCACGAACAGCUGACUGCCUGGCUCCGAGACGUCGAACGAGCCAUGCAUCAGCACACCGAACUGAAGUGCACUUUGGAGGAGAAACGAGCGCAGCUUCAGAACCACAAGAUCAUGCACCAGGAGAUCAUGUCGCAUCAGUCCCUGGUUGAGAACGUCUGCGACAAGGCUCAGCAGCUGGUGGAUCAGACUAAGGACACCUCUCUGAACGUCUUCCUGCCUUCCAUCAAACAGCUGUUCCACAAUAUCGUCGCCAAGUCGAAGGAUUUGCUGGAGAACCUGGAGGACUGCGUGGAGAAACACCAUCGAUUCAAUCUGCAGGUGAAGAGCUUCUCCGAUUGGCUCAAUGGAGAACGGGAGAAGCUGGCUGAGUGUAAUGAUGUCACUGGGGAACGGACCGAUAUCUCUCGGAGAAUUGCCACUUUGUCGAUGCUGAAGGACGAUCAGAUGCAGGGAGCUGAGUAUUUGGAGAAGCUGAAGGAGCUGAGCGAUACGGUGAUCAAAAGGACGGCGCCUAAAGGCUGGGACGCCAUUAAUAAGGAGAUCAGCAUUCUGGAAGGCAAUCUUCGGCAAUACUUGAGUGAAAUAGAAUCAGUGGAAGAGAAGCAGAAAGCAGCAUUGCAGAAAUGGCAGGACUUUGAAGACAAAUUGGAAACACACACAAAGUGGUUCAGCACGAUGGAGGCCGCCUUCAGAGAUCAGCAAUUGCAACCCACUUUACAGGACAAGGAGACUCGUUUGCAGGCUUUGAAAGAGAAACGGGACGCCAUAUUGAAAGAAGAGUCUAAAAUCGAUGAAUUUGUCGACAAGUCUCAUAGUCUGCUACACGCUAGCGGCGUCGAACGCAUCAAACCUUUAAUCUCCCAGAUCAGCAACAGAUACCAAUUGCUACAUGUACUCAGCAAGGAGGUGGUCACCCGUUGUCAGAGCAUCGUAGACGACCAUCGCGCUUACGAAGAAAAAUUAAAUGUCGUCAACUCUUGGCUUACACAACUGGAACAAAGUUUAGCCAGCUUGAAGAAGGACGAAGGAAACCUAGAAGAGAAGGUUUCCCGUUUGCAGAUCUUACUCACCGAGAAGGAGCAAGGAGAACAUCGACUGGGAGGCUUGAUAUCCUUCGGAGAGAGGAUCCUAGCCGAUACGUCCGCCCAAGGACGAGAACUGAUUCGUCAGGAACUGAGACAAGCUCGAGAACGAUGGGACAAACUUGUGGAGGGAAUUGCUGAGCAACAGAAGAAACAGGAUGCUCAGUCUUUGCAGUGGUCUAAUUAUCAGGAGACUCUGCAACAGAUUCUGGCGUGGUUGGACACUAUGGAGAGGUCUGUGAAGCAGGACUCUUCUAUUACGUGGUCUUCUCUUCAGGAAAUCAAGUCCAAGUUGCUGAAGAGCAAGGCGAUGCAUCAAGAAAUAUUGGCAUACAAACGCAUAAUCGAAGGGGUCUCCGAGAAAGCAAAUGCUUUAAGCUACACUCAAGCACCAUCCGAUGCUCAGCAGAAAGCUGCCUCAGUCUCCGGUCGAUACGAGGACCUGGUCGAAAUGUCGCAGAAGAACAUUUCUAAUUUGGAGACUCUUCUAGACACCUUCCAACAGUUCUACGAUCUCCAGAAGUCGUACCAGGAUUAUCAGAAGCAGCAGUGGGAGCAGUUGGCAAAUUACAGCGAUUAUACAGGGAACAAGGCUGCUCUUCAAGCUCAGUUAGCUAAGAUCAUGGAACUUCAGGAUGGUCAACGGGAAGGAGAGCUGAAACUGAACAUUCUGAGUGAGCAUGUAGCUCAGAGCGCUCAUAACUUGUCACCAAGAUCUUUGGAAUCUAUGGAAAGGGACUUGGCUACGUUAAGAUUUGAGCAGAAGAAGUUCGCCACCGCAGUGAACGACAUCAUCCGAUGCAUCGAAGAGAGAAUUCAACAGUGGAGCGAGUACGAAAACUCCCUGGAACGAUUGCUAGCUUGGCUGACCGAUGCAGAGUCUUCCUUAAAGAAUUACUCGCUGAAGAACACUUUGGACGAGAAGCAGGAGCAGCUUGAAAAAUAUCAGGCACUACAAAAAAUCGCCCUGUCGUGGGACACGGAAGUGACGGAACUGGUGGCCCUCGGAGACCACCUGGAUCAAAUGUUGAUCGUCAAUCUCCGUCAAAAUGAAGCUGAAUUCGACAAGAUGAGCGACGAGUCGUCAGAGUUGAUGCAAAUCAGCGGUGAAACCCGGUUUUCGGCCAGUGUUCAGCAGAUCACUUCUCGUUUCCAGUCCAUUCAAGCAACCGCCAAGGAACUGGUCAAGAAAUGCGAGCAAGCAGUGGCAGACCACGCAGCCUACUUGGAGCGCUACAAGCAGUGUUCAGAAUGGCUGGCUAACACUCGGGUGACUUAUCAGUCCAUCAAGGAAGACCUGGGCGGCACUCGACAAGAGCUGUCCUCGAACGUGGGGAUCCUGAAGGACCUGCUAGCCCGUCAGUCCUCAGCAACCCUCCUGAUAAACAAUACAGUUGAAGCUGGAGAGAGAUUGUACCCAACAACAGGCAUGGAAGGAAGAGAAAUUGUUCGCCAGCAACUUCUAGAUCUACAGCAAGCCUUCGAAGAACUGUACGACGGUAUAGCUUCAACGGAACGCGAGUUGCAGUCGAAGAUCUCGCGCUGGUCCGGUUUCGACGACUCGAACGAGGCCUUUGAGAAGUGGCUGAAGACCAUCGAGGCUCAGCUGAAACCUGAAAUUGAGCUGAAGACCACUUUAGAUGAGAAACGUGCUCAGUUACAGAUUUAUCGUACUUUCUUACAUGACGUGCAGUCUCAUCAGCAGGAUCUUCUUGAUCUUCGCGACAAGGCUGAUAAUCUCCCUGAUUCUACGGACAAGGUGCAUCAGACUCUGAAGAAGUUGAACGACCGACAUGCGACGGUGCUGAAACGAGCGGCCGCGUUCGUUGAGAGGUACGAAGGCAUCGUCAGUGAUCAUCAGCAGUACAGCAAGGCUGUUCUUGACACUCAUGAAUGGCUGGACGCGACCCACAACGCAGUCAUACUUUGGGGUGACACGGAGCUUGAGCGAGUGUCACUUCACACUAACCUGGACCGCCUUAAGAACCUUCUUCAGAGUCUGCCCGAGGACAAACCGAGGGUUCAGCAAAUAAGGACUCUGGGUGAGAAGGUGAUACCAGGUACUUUAGAGUCUGGUCAGAUCAACAUCCGUUCGCAGAUAGAUUCGUCUCAGCAGGAGUGGGAGAGUCUAGUGACAGCUGUCAAGUCCACCAUCGAGACUCUGGAGAACAAACUCCAACAGUGGAACGAAUUCGAGACGUCCAAGGAGAAGUGUCUAGCCUGGAUGAGGGAAACCGACACGAAACUUCAUGCUGUUGACUUGAAGCCCACCUUGCAGGGAAAGAAGAAGCAACUGGAGUCCCUACGUGUUCUUCAAGGCCAAGUUCGAGCUAAGGAGUUGGAAAUAGACGCAGUAACAGAGAAGGCUCAGCAGCUCCACAAGAACAUAACCUCUCGAACCACGCACAUAUCUGAGCUGAGCAUCAAAUACCAGCAGAUUUCGAACAAGGUCAAGGACCUGAACAGCCGCUGGCACCAGUACGUGACCACUCAUCAGGAAUUCGAUAACCAGAUGGCGGAGUGCACCAGGUGGUUGGACGACAUCAGGAAGAAAUUAGCCUACUGUUCAGAUCUGGGUGCAUCCUCGCAGAAGGACUUAGAGAACAAGAUGGAGAUAGUACAAGAUUUAUUGCUCUACAAAGAAGAUGGUUUCGCCAAGGUUCAGGGAAUAGUCGAACUUGCUCAGGCUGUCUUAGCGAACACUGCACCGAGUGGACACAAAGCUAUCAAUGACGCCGUUGGAAAGCUUCAGGAACAGUGGAGCGCUCUGGCCUCAAAGAUGCUGGAGACCAAGACCAACCUGGACGACUCCAUCAACAAGUGGGCUGGUCUCCUGGAACAAAUACAAUCCAUGAACAAAACGGUGGACUACAUGCAGACAGCCUUGAACGAGUUCACGCCCUUCCAGACGACCAUGUCCGAGAAGAGGUGCCAGCUGGAACGCAUAAAAGCUCUGGAAGAGAAAGUCCGAUGCGAGAACAUCGAAGUGGACAGUCUGAAGAUCAAGGUUGCCGAGAUGAUCGCCAGUGGACCUCAAGGUCUAGCCGCCUCACAGGCUCAGAGUAUUUUGAAUAGAUUUGAUACGUUGUUCGAGAAGAUCAAAUCCUUGCUGGUUGAAAGAGAGGAGCAGUACAAGGAUCAUCGACUUUACAAGGAGGCUCACGAUGACAUCAUCAACUGGUUGAGCAGAGCUAGGGAGAAGAUACCGUCGAUGAAGCAGAGGUCACUGAGUGAUAAAUUGGCUAUUGAAAACGCUGUCGCGCCUCUGGAGAGCUUGCUGAACAAGAAAGCUCAGGGAGAGUUGCUGGUGGAACAUCUUCAGCACACCGGGAAGGUCGCUAGCGCGAGUACCAGUCCUCAGGGUCAGGAAAUCAUCAAGAACGAGGUCCGAGCGUUGACUCAGAGCUUUGAGGAGUUGUUCAGAGAAAUCAAACAACAGAAGGACCAGCUAGAGCAGACAGUCAGUCAAUGGCGCGAUUACAAGGACGAAUACGAGCGUCUAAGUGACUGGUUGCAGCAAUUCGACAUUCUCAUCAAGGCCCAGAAGAACUCGCUGCUACCAAACGUAGCUGAGAAAGAAAAGCAGGUUCAAGAAGUGAAAGAGAUACUGGAGAAUUUAUUAAAAGGUCAAGAGCAGAUCGACAGGUUCAACAAGACAGCUUCCAGUCUCCUGUCCUCCCACCUGGACACCUACAUAAACAACCAACUGCGUCACUUGAACUCUCGAUACCAAGUCCAAGUGAACUUGGCCAAAGACGUUCUCAACAAGGUGGAGACAAACCUGGCUCAACACAAAGAGUACGAAGCUAACCUGGCUAAGACUCGUGCGUGGAUCGAAAACGCGAAGCAGAUCAUUCGUAAGGGUACAGAGGCUGCUUCUACUAGCAGUCGCGAAGAAUUGCAGAACAGGUUGGAUAACAUUCAGGAGCUGCUGAGGAAACGCGAGGAAGGUCAGAACCUGGUGCACCUGACGGUGAACUGUGGAGAGAAGGUGAUGAGGAAUACAAGGUCAGACGGUCGUGAGGAGAUCAACGCGCAGCUGAAGGAGAUCCAGAACGACUGGGAGAGGCUGGUUAAGAAGAUUUCGACCACCAAGGUGCACUUGGAGACUAGUUUACUCCAAUGGGCAGACUACAGCUCCUCGUACCUGCAACUCCAGCAGUGGAUCAACGACCGCGAGGCGAAGUUGCAGCAGGUUUGCGAGCAAAAGGUGUCCAAAGCCAGGAAGGGUCUGGCUGGAUUAAGUUCCUUGGCUAUUGGCGAGAGGAAGGCGAACCUCAGGCAGACGAACAGUAUUGUACAAGACAUAGUGGCCUUCGAGCCGAUGAUACAAUCCGUCACCACGAAGGCUGAGGAUCUGCGACAAGCUACCCCGGCCACGGAGAUCUCGAUCAAGUAUGAAACCCUGAGCAAACAGGCGCAAGAACUGUACGCUAAGCAGAAGGAGACCGUGGAGCAGCAUCAAGCCUUCAUCGACAGCGGAAACGAGUUCAUACAGUGGAUCAGAGCUGCUAAGGAGAGACUCGGAAAGUGCUCGGAACCCACCGGUGACAAGGAAUCGCUGGCCAACAAGAUCACUCAGUUGAAAGUCCUGCAAAGUGAGCUACCAGAGGGUCAGAAGAAGCUGCAGCAUGCUCUGGAACAGGGCAACGCCGCCUGCCAGAUCGCUGAUGAAGAAGACAAGGAGAUAAUUGAAGAGGAAGUGGCGUUGCUGCAAGAAGAGUACGACAGCUAUGUAGAUUCGUUGAACAACACGAAGAGCCUGCUAGAAGUAGGAAUCGUGAAGUGGACGGAGUACGAAGAUCAGUUCUCUGAGGCAACCGAGUGGCUCACUCAGACUGAGCAGUUGGUGCAGUCGUUUAACAAACUGCAGGAUAGCUUGGAGGAGAAGAAGAAUGUCCUCGAACAGUUCCAGAUUCACUUGCAGACGUUGUUCGAUUGGCAGAAGGAGCUGGAUCGUCUGAAUAUGAAGGCUCAGAUGCUGUUGGAGACUUGUGCUGACACCAGAAUAUCUAACGCAAUCACGCAACUGACGACGAAGUACAAUGCUCUUUUGUCUCUGGCGAAGGAGAUCAUGAGGCGAUUGGAGCUGCAUUAUCAGGAGCACCAACAGCACAAUACUCUGUACCAAGAAUGUCAGGACUGGAUCGAGCGAACUCGAGACAAGCUGGGCGAGUGCAAAGAGAUCCCCAGCACGUUAACCGAAGUGAACAACAAGCUACACACCUGUAAAGCGAUCAGACAGACCCUGGAGCAAGGCCAGAACAAACUGCGUUAUGCUCUGGAGCUCAAAGAGAGAGUGAUCAUGAACACUGAGCAAAAUGGCGCAGCGAAGAUUCAGGAAGACACGGAGAACCUGAAGACAGAGUUCGAGAAGUUGUUGGUCAAUGUGGAGGACAUCAGACAGAAACUAGCUGCAAGAGCUACUGCGUUGGAAGAGUUGAAUAAGAUUCAUCGACUCACCACCGAUUGGAUCGAGGAGAUCGAAGGCAAGAUCCAGCCCGGGGAAAUGUAUAAGAAUGAUCUUAGCGAGAAACGAGCUGUUCUGGAGAAGUAUAAAACGGUGCAGAGGGAUAUACAAGGUCAUGGGGAAACUGUGGAUCGUCUGAAGGCUAGGCUUGCUGAAGAUUCUAGCAUUCCUGUUGGACCCUAUCAGUCUACUAUCGCGAAGUAUGAUGAACUGAAUAAACUGAUCGCUGAUAAGAUACGUAACCUCGAAGAGCAAGUGAACGAUCACGAAAAGUUCCAACAAGCGCACAACGAAGCAGCCGACUGGGUCCGCCACACGAAACUGGAGCUGCAACAAAACUGCGACACCCACGGCGAAAAGGACCGAAUCAUCGAAAGAGAGAACAAAGUGAACCAAAUCAUCGCGUCUCUUCCCAAAGGAGAGACCUUGAUCUCAAAGGUGAUCCAACUGAGCGACGCGGUGAUCUCCAGUACCGGACCAGAAGGUCAAGAAGCCAUCAAGCAGGACGUCAAACAGCUGCAAUCAAACUGGAAGUCCCUGCAGACGCAGUGUCAUGAAUCACAGAAGACCCUGUCUAACUGCAUCGCUAGCUGGUCGCAGUUCACAGCGGCAUUGGACAGCAUGAAGAGGUGGAUAGACCACUUCCAGAAGAAGGUGAACGACGAGCAGUCGAAGGAGAACAAGACUCCAGAGGACCUAGUUCGUUGCAAGAGUCUUGUUGAAGAAGCUAUACAGCAGAAGCCUGUUCUGGAGGACCUGAACGACAAAUGCGAAGCUCUUCUGGAAAUGAGUGCCUGCAGUUGGGCUCGGGAUAAGACUGUCCAACUGCAGUCUGCGUAUACUUCUCUAUUGACGGACAUGCAAGGUCUAGUUUCAAGGGUGGAGAAGAAUCUUUCGGAUCACACAGAGUUCCUGAAGGCGAAGAAGGAGAUGGAGGACUGGCUGCGAAUCGCUCAGGGCUCGGUGCAGGACUGCAUGGGUGUCGGGGACGCUGAGUGGGCGAAGGACAAAUUGGAAACCAUCAAGAUCGUCGCAACGAGGAUCACCGAGGGUCAGCACUUGCUCUCAACCUUACAAGACGCCUUCACAAAGGCAAUCGACACCGCAGUGCCAGAGCAGCAAGAACAGUUAAGAUCAGACAUGGCCGGACUUCUCUCGAGCUGGGAGCAGCUGAGUAUCGACCUAAACACGGUUCAAGCUCAGCUGAAAUCUUUACUGACUCGCUGGGACGAUCACACGGAGGCUCACGGAAAGCUCAAACGUUGGUUGGAAGAGACCGAGAAGAGCAUGCAGGAUUUACCAGACACCAAAGGAGAAUUCGGCGAUAUGAAGACACUGCUGGAGCGUUAUAAACAUAUUCAGGAAGAAGUCCGCGGGAAGAAGUCAGAAUUGGACCACCUGAUGGAAGAAGCGGAGGAGUUAUCGAAGUUGGCGAAGAAGAACACACCUCUGGAGCAGACGAGAGAGCUGUUGAAACGCUGGCAGAGUCUGAGUAGCACAGUCGACGAAGGAAAGAAGUUGAUAGAGAACGAGAUGCAAGAGUACAACGCUUACCACGCAGCUCUUCAAGAAACUGAAAAGUGGCUGUUACAAAUAUCCUUCCAACUGAUGGCUCACAACUCGCUGUACAUCACCAACAAAGAACAAACAGUCUCUCAAAUACAACAACACGAGAAUUUGUUAGUCGAUAUCGAGAACUACACCAGCGUGCUAGACGACCUGAAGCUGAAAGGAAACGGACAGAUAACUCGUUACGUCGCCGCGAACCCAGAAAUAAAAGUCACCAUCGAAACCCAGCUGCAGAAUGUCCAGGAAAGCUACAACUCGCUGUUGAACACCGCGUUGCAGAUCAAGAAACGAUUGGCGGAGUCCCUGGUCAAGUUCCAGGAGUACGAGAACACUUUGGAGAGCAUCAUGAAGAAUCUGGACGCCUAUGAACCUGAAAUCGCCCAGGAAAUGGAGGCGCCUUUGGAAACCCUCGAAAUGGCGAAGCAGCGUUUCGAAAUUGCCCGGACCUUGCAUAAUAAGCUACAGGGCGAAAAGACGCGGUUGGCGUUGGCUGUAGAGGCUUGUGAGGCUGCGGUCGCUUGUGUAUCGAGACCUGGAAGCCCUCUGGACGCUCCGGCUGUGCAGAUACCUGCGAGGGAGGUGGAGGUUCGGAAUAAACUUGAGGAGCUGAUUGAUCAGGCGCAAGGACAUCUCAUGAACGUAACGAAGACCCUAAACGAACUCGAAGAGCAGACCCGCCAGAAGAACGCUCUCCGAGCCUGGAUAAACCAGCAACGAGCUCUCUGCGCCGAAUGGAAGUCUCGUCCCGCAAAAUUGCGAUCCGAAGCUGCACACGCAGAACUGCAAGCAAUGAACGAUCUCCUAAGUAACGUUGGUGAACGCAGAACACACGCGAUGACAGAACUAGCGAUUCACGAAGACGACCACGACAUCGAGGAAGGUUUGAACAAACUCGAAGCAGAACUGACCGAUGCGAUUGCCGGAAAGCAGGCUGCUCAAGAUUUGAUACAGAAGUAUCGAUCGCAAGUGCAGAACGUUCAGUCCUGGUUGGACGCGUUGUCCAAGAAGGUGGACGUGAUCGAGAAGGGCAAUGGACAGACGAUUGGACAGAAAAUAGCGAAUGUGAAGGAGAUUACUGCUGAGUUUGAGUCUCAGGGACCUGGGAAGUUGAACGAAGUGAAGAGUCUGGGUGAUCAGGUGAUGGACUCUGUGAGCAAUUUGGAUUCGCAGCAAAUUGAGGAGCAGAUUAAGUCGGUGGAGAGAAGAUAUGCUGAUAUUGCCAAGAAGCUGCAGAGGAAGGCUCAGGUGCUGGACAUGACUGCUCAAGGUAUUGAAGCGACGAGGCAGGAGAUUGAAGAGAACCGGGACUGGAUACAACAGAAGAAGGAGCAGAUUCAGUUGUCGGAGCCGGUGGGAUUCGACAGCAAACAGGCUGAAGAGAGACUUCUUGCUCUGAAGGCUAUGCUGAAAGAAGCUGAAGGAAAGCAGAUGGUGAUCGACACUCUAGAGAAGCGCGUCGGCAACAUGCAGAACGAGUUAGAAACCAACGAACAGCAGCAACUAGAAAACGAUACCAAAGCACUCCGAGGAGAGCAAGCACAACUCUGCACCCUCUUAACCGAAGGAAUAUCCACCGCCACCGCAGCAGCCGACGCUCGUCGCAAGUUCGAGGCCGAUCUAGAACGCGCAAGAGCGUGGAUCAAGUCUAAGAGCAACAACUUGAAGAAACUCAGCGGUUAUCUGCCACUCAAGGCUGCCAAAGUGGAACAAGACAUUGUGCAGCACAACGAACUGGAAACUGACAUUGCGUCUUUCAACGAGAAGGAUCUGAACGAUAUCUUGAAACAUGGGCAUAAUUUAUUGAAGGAAUGCAACGAGGAGGAUCGUGCUAAACUGGAAGGUGUCCUGGACGAGUUGAGUAAAGAUUAUGAUGAGUUGAAGAGCGAGGCUCGGGAGAAGCAGGCGGCGUUGGCGGAUCUUCUUCAGGGGCGGAAAGCGUUCGAGAGUGAAAUUGACAAGGCUCAGAGGUGGAUUAAUGAAGCUGAGGUGGCUACCUCCUCGGAUUUACGGACUUCGAGCAUCGAUAUUCUGCGGGAACAACUUGCUAAGUACGAUCGCCUGAAGAAGGAAGCCAAAGACUACGCAGACGACAUCGAAAAGAUUCUCCAGCAAGGAAAAUCCAUCCUACCGACAGUGAGCGACGCCGACAAGCUCGAAUUAAACGAGCAGCUCCAGAACAUGAAGGAAGCGCACGCAAAAGUAGCUGGAAUCAUAAACGAAAGAGCAGUAGCUCUCCAGAAGAGCAUCGACGAAGCCGAAGAAUCGCUAGCACGAGUCGCGGAGGCAGUGCAAUACAUGACGGACGUACAGAAAGAACUUCACGAACUUAACAAACCAAUCGGUGCUCGCGUCGAGGAUGUGGAAGCCAUGUUAGACGCUUACGAGAGGAUCCUGAACGACCUCAAAGAGAACAAGGCAAAGUUGUCCGAUUUGCAGUCGGUCAACGUUGCUGAUCUCCACGGUGUGCUGACUCAACAGGACGAUCUCAUAAAGGCUAUCGAGUCGCAGAUAGCCAAACUUCGUCAACUGCUUCUGUUACGGCAGCAGUUUAUUGCUUUGAUCACGGAAAUUACUACCUUCAUCGCUAAGUACACGGAAAUUGUUAGGGACAUUGAGAACUCGGGGCAGACUAUUGAGGAGAAGAUCAAAAGAUACGACGACGCGAUCCUCAAGAUCCAAGAAUGCGAAGCCACCCUCGCCAGCGCGACGGACAAAGGCCAGCAAAUCGCCGCCGAAGGUUCAACCGCCGACCGAAACAACAUAACAGAGCAACUGCAAUCCCUAAAACAACAACUUCAGGGUCUAAGAAGAGCAGUAGAGACCCAAAGAGAGCAACACGAGCUGGCAGCAGCCGAGCACAAGAGACUCGCGAACGAAUUGGCUGAGAUUCUCAAUUGGUUGGAGGACAAAGAGAAAGAAGUGAAAUCCAGGCCUCUUCUAGAAAGAGAUCCAACGAGCGUCGAGGCGGAGCUGAAGAAGCACAACGAGCUUUGCGAGGCUGUCAAUGAACAUCUAGAUAGAAUCAGAAACGUGAAGAACUCUGUGCCUUACGAAGAAGGGAUGCCUGGUUCGUUGAAGGAGAUGCUCAGCGAGGCGGUGUCGCUGCUCACGUCCUUGCCUAGGGAAAUGGAGGAACGGGGGAAUUAUUUGGAAAGUAAUAUGAAGUUACGACAAGAGUAUGCUGCGUUGACUGAUAAACUUCGUAGCUGGGUUCGCGAGGCGGAGAUAAGGCUGGAAAGUGACAAGGAUGGUCUCGAUUUUGAGAACAUUCUUAGCGAUCUUGAGGAACAUAAGAUUUACUUCAGCAGCGAGCCCUCCAUACGCGAGUUAGUGUCCCAACAGAUCCAGCAAGCGGCCGACAAGAUCUGGCCAUCCCUGAACACCUCCGAGCAAGAAGAGCUAAGCGCGGAGCAGCAACAGCACACACAGUUGCUAAAGAACACCUUAAACACAGCUAAAUCGCAUCGUGCGAGACUGGAACAAGGCGCUGAGACCUGGAAGGAUUACACGCAAACUUUGGAGCGUGUUCGAGCUGUCAUCGCGAGAACGAGAUUCACUGACGAGCCUGUCACGACAUUGGCUGGAUUGCAGUUCAACAUUCAGAAGAUCACGCAUGCUCUUAAUGACAUACAGAACCAACAAUUUGAAUUGGAUCUUCUGAACGAACGCAGUCGCGAGGUGCUUCGAUUGGCGGAUGAGAAUAACAAGAAGACGAUUGAAGAGCAGAUAGCUGAGAUCAGUUCUGAAUGGAAAGAAUUGGUAUCUGGGUUGGAAGGUCGCAGAGAUGCGCUCGAAGCGUUGUCGAAGCACUGGGAAGAUUUGGAAGCACAGUGGUCUCUUAUCGAGACUCGGUUGAACGCCAUCGAAGAGAAGAGCAAACUUUUGGAUACUGUGAUUCGGUCAAAACAGAGCUUGCUCGAUUCCAUCAAAGCUCUACGUGAACUAGUGACAGAAGCAGAGAAGUUGAAACCCAUGACAGAGGAGGUAAAAGCUCUGACAGGCCCCGUUCUUGCAUACCUCGCAGCUUUCACUGAGGCUGCAGCACAUGCCCUAGAAGAAAAGCUGAACAAAUUGCAGAAUUCCGUCGAAUCGCUGGUCGACUCUCUGCAGAAGAAAUCGAAGAAGGCGGACGAGGACUUGGAGGCGUUCGAGAGCACCGAGCGUGAGAUCGAGAACCUGAGGAAACGUCUGAACGAGGCGCGCGAACGCGCCUCGAGCUUGUACAUAUACGGGCCGAAUCAGGACGCGACCGAGGAGGAACUGGAGGAGUUAGCCUCGAGGGUCGAGCAGGUCCUCGACGAAGCGAAGAAAUUCUCAGGAAGCACUAAGGCGCGGUACCAAGCUAGCCAGCAGCUGGUCCCCAGCGAUCUUGCUCAACAUUUGACAGCUUUGGAGCUCUGCGCCGAAGCGACGGCUCAAGCGAUGGAGGAGAAACAGAGGGAUCAAAAACGUGCCAGAACCGUCAGGUCGGAUUAUCUGACCGACCUGGACGAGGUUCAGGCGUGGAUAAGGCAGGCGGAACUAAAGGUUCAGGACAGAUCGAUCGAGCCGAUCCCUCUGAAGGAGCAAUUGAAGCAGGUGCAAGACGAGCUGGGCACCAUCAGCGACAAGCUCGAACGACUAACGAGAAAUGGCCGCACCAUCGGCGAGAACACGAGAGACGAGACCGAGAAACAAUUAAUCGACAGCACCGUUCACAAUGUUACCGAACAGUUGAACCAAGUGCGAACGUGGCUGGAUGACAGGAAACAGGUCGUGGCUGAUACUAUCGACGCUUGGCAGAGAUUCUUGACGUUGUACGAAGCGGUGAAGACGUGGACCGAAGAGAAGAGACAGUUCCUAGUUGAGCCCUUGAAGCUCAGCACCCUUGUGCAGGCCAGGCAGAGGCUGCACGAGUACUCGACAGCCGUAAAGAGCUGCAAACAAAUAAACAAGAAUCUCAGCGACAUGGGAAAAGAGCUCGAAAGUAUCGGUCAGGUAUGCAACGUGGGCGACUUGCCCGAGAAAUUGUUGGAAGCCGAAGAAGCGAAGGUUCAAGUGGAGGGUCAACUAUUAGAAAGGAACGCGCUGCUGCAAGAAACUAGCGAGGAAUGGGAGCAAUGCGAACGAAAAUUAAAAGAAGCGAGAACGUGGAUCGAGAAAGCGAAACAAAGUCUCGAGUCGCAGCAGAAUAAAAAGAAACCGUUGAGGGAUCAGCACAGUAUGCGGGAGAAAAUGCUUAGCGAUAUAGCGAUACAGAAAACGAAAAUCACAAUAUCGAUGGAGAAGCUACAGGUUCACUUCCGAUCGGGUAUCGGUGGUGAUAGCCGAAUCGGCGAGACGGUAGACGAAUUAUUGGCCGAGUUAGACAACCUUAAUACCACCGUGAAAGAACAGACGACAUCGUUAGAGGCUUGUUUAGCGCAGAUCGAUCAAUAUCAACAGGAGAUACAACAGUUGAGGCAACAGAUUAUGCAGGUGGAGCAGCAACUGAGGACAGUGUUGAGCCCGACAUACCUGUCCAGCGACAAGGAGAAAGCUUUACAGGAGCAACAGCAGAGCCUGCAGCAAAGGAUGGAGGAUUGGAGGCAACGAAGCAAGAUACUCCUGGAUCAGAUAUACACCGUGGACCCGUACUAUGUACAGACGAAUGAGACCAGGAUGAUCAAUCAAGUCUCGUACGCGGACAUCGCAGCGGGUCGUACCAGUCCGAGUUCCAGGGGUUCUAGUCCCUUCAGAAACCCUAGGGACGAGACUACGACCCCUCUGUCUAUUCAAGUCUUGCGACCGACCGCCCAAUUAUCGACCCAGAAACCGGUUGUCCGCGAUAAUUCGCCGUCUCGAGUGGCCAAAGAAGAACGACCUAAGGUCGAAGAAUCGGUUGAACCCGAAGCGAAGACGGCUCAUCAAUCCAAGGUCGACUCCGUGGAGCCCAAGUACAGAGCUCAGAGUAGAAAAGGCACCUUCGUCAGGAAAGAAGCCGAAGUGGUCAAAGAGACGACACCCGAGAACGUCGAGUCUCCCAGAUCGGUGAAGAGAGAACCACUAUCGCUCAAGAACACCUUGGCACCCAAAGAAGAGAGGAGAGGCAGGUCCGCCAGCCCCAUCUGGGUACCUGGAUCCACCUCCUACGCGGACAUUCUUCGUGGAAGCAGGCAGACGUCCAGAAGCCCUUCGGUGGAGAUCGGCAAGGACACUCGAUCCAUCAAAGACACUCUACCCGACAGCUCGGAAGUUGAGAAGGUUGAACUGAAGGUUCCUCGAGUCGAAGUGGAGGAACGAACAGAAGAAGUCGAGGAACCGAGUCCAGUAGAGAGUUAUCAGGAACCUGAAGUUGUCCCUGAAGCGACUUCCGAGAAAGUUGAGACCAAGACCAGCUGGGCGGACGAGACCAUGGAGGAUUAUGUACUGAUGAACGAGACCAGCUACGAGAACGUGGCUAGGCCUCCGCAAGUUCCGGAGAUGUACAAUUACAUCCACCCACCUAUACCGGAACUGGUGGGCUUCAUAGGCUCCCAGAUAGCGUACCCGGUCAGCUCGUACGUGUACAUGCCAGCCGCGCCUCAGCAAAUCGCGUUGUCCCACUAUCCGGAGAGCCAGAUAGCCUUUCCUCAGGAGCACUUCGUUCAGCCUAGUUACGUACCGGAAACGGAGAUCUAUCAGCAAACUCAGUUCCCCAAACAGAGGCAUCCGCCCAAGUUCAAGAAUCCGGCUAAGUCUCCGGUAACGGAGAACAUUGAAGAGAAGAGUUUACCUCAGCCACCGCCGGGUUUGGAGGUUCCUGUUCAGCCGGAAGCUGAACCUGAAAAGCCAGAACCGGAACAACCUGUGGCUGACACGGUUAAACAAAAGACGCCACCUAGCGAGAGCAAGACGUUCUCGUAUGCUCAAAUCUUGUCUCAAGGACUGAGUUCUCGAACUCCUAUAACCAGUUCCUAUUCUUCGACGACGACUAGUCUGACGAGGCAGGUGAAAGAACGGUCGGACUCGCCGGCUACUUCGACGUCUUCGGUGCAUGAACAGAGUCCUCUUCAGGACGCGAGACAGGUGAGGGAAUCUUCGAUAACUAAACAGGAGAAGGAAGAGUGGGAUACUACGAAGAAACGAGAAGGGAGGAAGACACAUCAGGAUGCACCGAAGUCGAGGAUUCCUGAGAAGAGAGCUCGCAGAACACCUGAAUUGGCUAAGGAAAAACUGCAGAAGGCUAAAGGUAAUGUUGAACAGAAGCAAACACUUGAGACGAAGAGCAGAGAAACUUCUGUGGAAGGUUCACUAACGGAGAAGAGUGGAGUGGAAGUUAGGAAGGAGAAGCAAACUGUUGAAGAGAAGGAGGAUAAACAGGAAAAAUCGGAAGAGAAGGCUCAGCAAAAAUCUCAGGAGAAGAAGCGAAAGCCGAAGAAGAAGAAAAUGGAGAAAACGGUGGACGAUGAGAUUGAGAAGGCUCUGAAGGAGAUUGAAGACAUGGACAAACAGAAGAAGAGUCAAAGAGACAAGUCGAAAGAGGUCAGGGCUAAAGAUACCACACCGGAGAAGCCUAAAGAAGAAAGCGAGAAGAAGAAUGCGAAGAGCGGCGAGAAAAAGAAGAAACCGAAGGCUAAGGAUGAGUCAAUUGCUGACACUUCGGUGACUCAGUCUAAAGAGCAGAUGAAAAAAGACGAUAAGGAAAGAGACGUAAAGGAAAGCAGAGAUUCGGAGAAGAAGAAGGAUGACGUCAAGCCUAAAGAAGUCGUGAAAGGCGAAGUUCGAAAGACUGAGUCCGAAAAUAUUGACACGAAAUCAGAAUUAAAGGAAAUCGAAGUGAAGAAGAGUGAAGCUAAAGAAGAGAAGAAGGAACCUUCGAAGAAGAAACAGAAAGGCAAAGCUAAAGACGCGAAAGCUGAAAGCGAUUUUGAACAGAUUAAAAAGUCUGAGGAUAAAGUGAAGGAGACAGUGGCUAUUAAUAACGCUAGAAACAUACAGGAACGGGAAGAAAAGAAAGUGGAUGAAAUAAUUGAAAAAGCUAGUGAACCCAGAGCACCGAAAGAUCAGGAUAAAUCUAAAGAUGUCGCGAAGGAGAAUGCAAAAGGUAAAAGCAAAAAGAAAGAGCCUAAGAAGCCUCAAGAAAAAGAUAGCGAAGAGAAGAAAAUAGAAUUGAAAUCCGAGGAAGCAGUGAAAGACAAUAAAGAAGAAUUGAAGACAGAGGUUGAAAAGGUACAGAAAGAGAAUAAAGGCAAGAAAGGAAAGAAGGGUGAUGAAGCGAGGAGAGGUCAGAAGAAAGAUGAAGGCAAGUCUGAGGUUGAAUCAAGAGACAUUGAAGAAGAAAAAGCUGUGAUGAGUGCACUGGAUCGUGCAAUAGAAUCUGGAGUAGAAAAGAGCGAAGUUAGUGCGAUCAAAUCAGAAGUGCCAAUCCAAAAGGCAGAAAAAGAGGAAUUGAAUAAGAAAUCGGUGAAGGAGGACGCUAAGAAAACUGAGGCAGAGAAGCAAACUAAAACGAAGGAUAAGAAGAAGUCUAAGAAAGAUUCUGAGACUAGUCAGAAGACUCCUGAAACGAAACAAGUUCCUAAGGAAGAUAAAGUUGAAGAGAAAAUAACUGAAGAAAAACGUACUGCCACUACUACAGAACAGACAGUUGAAGAAACGAAGGAGAGCUCGAAACCAGAGCCUGUGAUGCCAGAAAAGGAUCAGUCAGAAAAGAAGAAGAAGAAAAAUAAGAAAUCCAAAUCACCGAUGAAAGAAAAGAAGGAAGAAACCUUGAAACCUGAGAAUGAAGAAUUAAAGAAGAAGGAGGUAGAACCGAUAGUCAAAUUGGAAGAUACAGUUGCUGAAGACAAACAAGUAACUGUAAAUGAAGAGAAGAAAGAAGUUGAUGUAGUUCAAGUUGAAGAACAGAUGAAGACAAUGUCUGUAUGUGAACGAAAAACUGAAGAGAUUAAAAAGGAGACAUUUGCAGAAGAUGUAAUUAGGAGUAAGGAAGAUAAACCUUCUGACAUUGAAGUUAGUGAAGUCAUUGACUCUGCUAUUCUUCCUGAAGUUCCAAAGGCAGAGACAUCUCUGAAAGAAGACAUAGAUCAAGCACCGAAAUCUCCUAAAGUGAAGAAACCAGGAAAAUCGAAGGAAAAAGAUAUUUCUGAAGUUGAACCUAAAGAGGAAACCAAACCCAGUCAACCAGGUACACCGAAGGACAAGAAGAAGAAGAAGAAACAAGAGAAAAACGUAACUGAAGAAAAGACUGUUGAUCAAAAGCUUGACACUCAAACUGAAUCAGUGAAAGAGAUCAAACCUGAAGCUGAAGAAGUUAUUAAAGAAAUUACAAUUGAAGAAAUACCACCGCCAUCAGCAGUCCAAAGUCCAAAAGCUGAAGAAGAAACGGGUGCUAUCGAGAUUAUCAGUGAACGCAAAUCUCAGCCACCAGAGACGAUUGAAAAAUUAACUAAAGAAGAAGAAAUGAACGAAUCAAAGGGUUCAGAGUCGACUUCGCUCGAUUCGACGACAGGCAAAGCAUUGAUCAUCGAGAAGACGAUCACGACAGUGACGACGACUACCAGCAUCCCCGGCUCUGUCGCAGUGAAACCACCCGGUGUGAAAUCCGUGAAAUCCGUAGAGAUCUUAGAAAGCAUCCCCUUACCCAAGAUCGUAGGCUCCAAACCCACCGAACUAAUCACCCUGCGUCCCGAAACAGUAGAGGCUAGCCUAACCACCAGAUAUGCUAGGGUCGCGGACGAUUCAGUUGGUAUUCCUCCGAAAGAGUCGUUAGACACGUUAGCGGAAUCGAGUCAGAAUUACGCGAUCUAUAUCGACAGCUUGACCGGCGAUGAGCCAAUUCUGUUUGGUAGCGUUCAGGAUAGGAGAAGGGGUCGUUCCGGCACCCCCUUGUCGCCUAGAUCGGUAGGAAAGAGUGAACAGGAUUUCGGUGCUUUUGAGCAGGCUAAAUCGAACGAAAUGGAGGGUAGGGAAUUAAAAUCUGGAGAUUCGCAGGGUAAAAUAGGGGAAAUGAGAGACACAAGCGAUGUUGCGUCAAGUGUUGAGUUAGUUAAAGAUAUGGAAACAAAGGUUGACAGUAAGUUGGAAUCUAAGGUUGAAGCUAAAGGUGUGGUGAUUGAUAAGGUUAGUGAAGAAAUAAAAACUGAACUAACUCUCACAGAGAUUCAAGAAGGUAAAAUGGAUACUGUACCUAAAGAAGUAAGUGUUUCUGAAGUGGUUGAAGAAGUGAAGAAAGAAUUACCUACAACUGAAGAUAAAGUAUCCACUGAUCAGAAAGAACUUGCAAAAGUUAAAGUGGAUAAACCUAUCAAGGAAACUGUAUCCAUUGCUCAGAUAUCAGUUGAAGAAAAGAAGAAAAGAGAAGAACCUACAACUGAAGAUAAAGUACCCACUGUUGAGAAAGAACUUGUAAAAGUGGAUGAACCUAAAAAAGAAGAAAUUGUAUUCACAGCUCAGAUACCAGUUCAAAAAAAGAAGAAAACAGAAGUACCUACAACUGAAGAUAAAGUACACACUGUUCAGAAAGAACUUGUAAAAGUGGAUGAACCUAAAAAAGAAGAAAUUGUAUUCACAGCUCAGAUACCAGUUGAAGAAAAGAAGAAAACCGAAUUACCCAAAAGUGACAAUAAACUCAGUACUGAAAUUCAGACACAACUUUCAGAAUUAAAAAUCGAUAAACCUAAAGAAGAAGGAACUGAAGCGAAGAAAACAGAAGUUGUUAAGGAAGAAGUGAAGAAAACAGAAAUUAAAGUGUCUGAAAGUCUUCCAGAAGUUAAAGAUUCUGAAGCAAAAAUGCAAGACGUUACUUCUUACUACACAGACCUUGUGAAGCCAUAUUGGACCAACUACCACAACUACGUAGAAGCUGAGAAUAAUUUCUAUCAACGUUUCAAAGUAAUGAAGGUAGUAGAAGAAAAUGUGCCACGGUCUCCGCCUCCAAAAGCGGAGAGCAUCGAGAGAAUUGUGCAGGAAUCGAUCAUGAAGAAACCAGAAAAGGAAGAAGUGAGUGAGUCGGAUGCUGAAUGUAGGAAACGUGCAUUCAUUGCUGAAUCUGUGAAGUACCCUGUUUGCACGUUCUAUGAGCUGGAAAGUGAAUGGGUGAAGUCUAAACAGCGACAGGAGAUUGUGUCUACUUCUUCUGAGGAAUCUAACACUAUCACUGUUAUCGAAGUUGAGAAAGUGCAGGAAGAGAAACCUGUAGACAAAGUUGAAGUUGCUGAGAUAACUGAGAUACGGGUUAAUGUUGAUCAAGACUUGAUUGAUGUUACUCUGAAGACGGAGGAAUUAAAAGAUCAAAUAGAGAAACCUGUAAUCGAAGAAGUUAUUGAUGAUAAAGUAAGUGAGCAUAAAGAAACUAAGAGUGAAGAAAUUAAGAGUGAAACUAUUGUUGAUGUGAAAGAUGAGACAGUGAAAGAAGUUGUGGAGACAGUGAAAGAAGAGAAAGGGAAAGGAAAGAAGAAAGCAAAUGCUCAAAAGAAAAUUGAAGAAAAGGAAGCAGAGACAGGCAAGACGCCUGAGAAACAGAAAGAUGAGAAGCAAGAUGUUGCAAUUGUUCAGAGCACAAAUUUAGAACAAAAUAUAGAACAACUGGGCAUUGAAAUAGAUCAAAGUGUUCCCGAACAAACAGAAAUUGCUCAAGAAGAUAAAGCAAUUGCAAAGCUUGUAGAAGAAUCCCCGAAGGAAGAAAUGAAAUCUACGAGUGAAUUAGCUGACAUACAGCAAGUAAUAGAAGAAAAGACGAAGAUAGAAGAGGUGAUUGAAAGUGAAAGUGUAACUGAACAAAAGAUGGAAAAAAAGAAAACUUCCAAAGAGUCUAAGAAGAAGGUUAAGACGGAAGAGAAUCCUUCACAGCAAGAAACUUUAAUUGAAACUACAGAAACAUUGAUGAAUGGUAAAGUGACUGAGAAAAUCGAGGAUAAAACACCAGAGAUAUUGAAAGAGGAGAACCAACCUUUAGACAAGUCUAAAGAUGCAAAGGGUAAAUCUAAAAAGCAAAAGCAGAAAGAAAAGAUUGAUGCAAAGAAGAAACAAGAAGAGAAGGUAAAGAAAGAGGAAGAUAUAGUUUCUGAAGAAACAACAGAUGUUGCAACAGAAGAAAAUAAAAAAGAAGAGAGUCAACCGGAAAUGAAGGACAAAGAAACUAGUGAUACAAUCACUGUUACUGAAGAAAGGCAAACUGCGACAGCUCAGGAAUCUUUGAUGGCAGCUUUGACAGUCGGAACAGUAGAACAAACAGCUGAAACUGCGAUUGAAGAACCUCAAAGUUUGCCAGUGCAGCAGAAACCUACGAAACAGCAAAAGAAGAAAGAUGCUAAACGAGAAAAGAGCAACAUCGAAAUUAAAUCUGAAACUGAGAUUGAUAAGGAAGAGAAACCUGAAAAGUCUGAGGAAUUAGUUGAGGAAAAUAAAAUUACUGAGGAGACUCAGAGCACAUCAGCUCAGAAAACGAAACAACAAAAAAGGAAAGAUGCCAAGCAAAAGAAAGGUGGCACUGAAUCGAAAGCUCUUCCGGAAACUGAAGUAGACAAGGAAAAAACAGUGGAAAAAGCAAUUGAAAAAUCUAAGGAAACUGCUGAAGAAAGUAAGAAAGCAGAAGAGCCUCAAAGUGCAUCAGAUGAAAAGAAAAUGGAACAAAAGGAGGAAGAUAAGAGUGAGGAAAGCAACAUUGAAUUGAAAGCAUCUGUUGACACUGAAAUAGAUAAGGCAGAGACAAAAGCUGAAGAAUUAUCUGAAGACAGUAAGAAAAUUACACUUGAAAAACCACAAAGUUUACCGACAAAACAACAGAAGAAAAAAGACCAAAAGAAGAAAGAUGUGAAGCAAGAAAAAGGUGAUGAAGUGAAACCUCUUCUUGAAGCUGAGGUCGAUAAAGAAAAGACAGAAGCUGAAGAAAAUAAGAAAAUGGAAGUUGAACCUCAGAGUCCAUCAAAGCAAAAACCAUCUAAACAGCAAAAGAAGAAAGAUGCAAAGCAAGAGAAAGGUGAUACGGAAUUGAAAGAUGUUCUGGUAGAAACUGAAGUCGAUAAGGAGAAGACAAAAGCUGAAGAACUGUCUGAAGACAGUAAGAAAAUUACAGUUGAAGAAGCACACAGUUCACUGACGAAACAACAGAAAAAGAAAGAACAAAAGAAAAAAGAUGCAAAGCAAGAUAAGAGUGAAGUGGAACCUAAGCCUUCUCCCCUUGAAGCUGAGGUCGAUAAAGAGAAGACAAAGACAGAAGAAAUGUCUGAAGAAAGUAAGGACAUUACUGAAGAACUUCAGAGUCCAUCAGUGCAACAAAAACCGAUGAAACAACAAAAGAAGAAAGAUGCAAAGCAAGAUAAGAGUGCUAUGGAAUUGAAACUUUCUCUUCCUGAAACUGAAAUUGAAAAAGAAGAAACAAAAUCUGAGAAAUCUGAAGAAUCUCCUGAAGAGAGUAAGAAAGUAACACCUGAAGAACCUCAAAGUCCAUCAGUGCAGCAAAAACCAACGAAGCAACAAAAGAAGAAAGAUGCAAAGACAGAGAAAGGUGUUGAAUUGAAACUUUCUCUUCCUGAAACUGAAAUUGAAAAAGAAGAGACAAAAUCUGAGAAAUAUGAAGGAUCUCCUGAGGAAAGUAAGAAAGUAACACCUGAAGAACCUCAGAGUCCAUCAACUCAGCAAAAAACGAAGCAACAAAAGAAGAAAGAUAAGAAACAAGACAAAGGUGCUUUGGAAUCAAAAUCUUUACUUCCUGAAGUUGAAGUUGAUAAAGAAAAGAAACCAGAAAAGUUUGAACAUGAAGAAAGCGAUAAAGUUACUGAAGAACCUCAGAGUCCAUCGACGCAACAAAAGUCAAAACAACAGAAGAAGAAGGAUGCUAAACAAGAGAAACCCAAUAUUGAAGUAAAAGCUUCUGUAGCUGAAACUGAAAUUAGUGAAGAAAAGUCAAAGCCUGAGAAAUCUGAAGAAUUACCUGAAGAAAGUAAUAAAGUUGCUGAAGAACCACAGAGUCCAUCGACGCAACAAAAAUCAAAGAAACAGAAGAAGAAAGAUGCUAAACAAGAAAAAUCCAACAUCGAGUUGAAAGCUUCUCCUCCUGAAGCUGAAGCUGGUGAAGAAAAAUCAAAACCUGAGAAAUCUGAUGAAUUACCUGAAGAAAGCAAAGUUGCUGAGGAACCUCAGAGUCCAUCAACGCAACAAAAACCGACGAAACAACAAAAGAAGAAGGAUAAACCAGAGAAACCCAAUAUCGAGGUAAAAACUUCUCCUCCUGAAACUGAAACUGGUGAAGAAAAAUCGAAACCUGAGAAAUCUGAAGAAUUACCUGAAGAAAGCAAAGUUGCUGAGGAACCUCAGAGUCCAUCAACGCAACAAAAACCGACGAAACAACAAAAGAAGAAGGAUAAACCAGAGAAACCCAAUAUCGAGGUAAAAACUUCUCCUCCUGAAACUGAAACUGGUGAAGAAAAAUCGAAACCUGAGAAAUCUGAAGAAUUACCUGAAGAAAGCAAAGUUACUGAGGAACCUCAGAGUCCAUCAACGCAACAAAAGCCGACGAAACAACAAAAGAAAAAAGAUACCAAACAAGAUAAAUUCACCGCCGAGUUGAAAGCUCCUCCUGAAACGGAGACUAGCGAAGAAAAAUCAAAACCUGAGAAACCUGAGAAACCUGAAGAAUUACCUGAAGAAUUACCUGAAGAAAGCAAAGUUGUUGAGGAGCCUCAAAGUCCACAAAAACCGAAGCAGCAAAAGAAGAAAGACAAGCAAGAGAAACACAGCACUGAAUCAAAAACAGUUGAAACUGAAAUCGACAAAGAUAAAUCAAAAUCUGAGAAAUAUGAAGAGAACAAAUUUUCGUACGCUCAGGUAGCAGCUUCUGCUCGAAGAGCAUCUCCAAAUCAAGAAGACAUUACCCUAAUGAAACCAAUUCCUUUGAAGUUUGAUCAGAACUUGGAGAAAGUAAGCGAAGACAGCAAAGUUGCAGAAGAAGAAGUUUCAAUUGCACCAAAAGUGGAAGAAUCUAAGCCUGAAGAAAUAACAGUAGAUGUAAAAUCUGAUAAGACAACUAUUGAGAAGGAUACGUUUAAAAUAGAAUCAACUUCAUGGGUAGAAGAAAUAGAAAAAGAAGCUCUGGAGGAUGAUACAAAGUCUUCGACUCCAGACACACCGCAAAUUAAAGGUUCGUGGGCUUCCAUAGUUGGCAAACCAACAGAAUCUACUCCAUCCACUCCAGAAAAAAUUGUGAAGAUCGAAGAAACUUCUGAACGUCGCUCGCCUCCUCAGGUGCAGAUUCACGUCGAAGAGGCUCCAGAACCUGUACCGAUCGAGGAAGUUGUUCAAGUCGAUGAACAAGGAUUCAUGGAGUUCGUGAAUCGACGAGAACUUCGAUCCAGGAGAUCUAGAUCGAGAUCUCGAAGCAACCGAAGAGAUGACAGAUCGAAACAGGUUCCUGAUGCGAGUCCUGAUAAACUUUUGAGCGAAGAACGGAAGGAGGAUCAGAAGAAAAAGGAGUCUGGAAAGAAAGAGGGGAAGAAGGGAAAGAAAGGUAAAACAGAGGAAAAUAUUGAUCAGAGUAAAAUUGAGAAGGAAAAGAGCGACGUUAAAGAAAAAGUGGAAGAGUCAACCAGAGUGAAUCAGUCGACCAGUGAACAGAAGAGUCAACCAGAGAAGAAAGAAACGAAGAGCAAAGGUAAAUCGAAGACGAAAGAUACUCAGGAAAGCAAGAAGGAGGAUGUGCAACAACUUGGAAAAGAUAAACCAGAAGAAGAAAUACAAACUGAAGACAAGAUUCUGGAAGAUAAACCUGUGGAUGAAAAGAAGAAUAUAGAACAGACAAAAACUGAAAUGAAAGAGCAACCUACCAAGAAAAGUAAAAAGUCAAAGAAAGGAAAGUCUGAUAAGACACAAAGUAAAGAAGAAGGCGAAAAAGAUCAAGUGAAAACUGAUACAAAGAUGCAAGGUGAAGAUACGGAGAAAACGGAGGAAGUUAAAGAACCUGCCACAAAAACUGACGUUGAAGGUAAACCUGAAUCUGAUGAAAAAUUGCAGGCACAGAAAGCAACAACGAAACGUAAAGGAAAAUCUAAAGAUAGAAAAGAACCUUUACCAGAAAAAGUAACGCCAGCUGAAGAAAAAGUGAAGGAAGUUUCAGUCAAAGAAGAAUUGGUACAAGAAGUAAGUCAACAACCUGUUGAACUUAAAUUGGAUGUUGCAGAAAUUAAGGAUCAGGUUGAAAUGCCUAAAGAAGAGAAAGUAAAAGAAGAAGCCAUUUCUUCAGAGACAGUAGAAGAAAAAACGGACAGCGAGGUACCGAAAGAGGAAAAAGAAGAAGAGAAGUCCAAACUCUCAUCUCGAGAAAAGAAGAAACGAAAGAAGAAGGACAAAUCACGUGCCUCGACUGAAGAAAGGCAAAAGGAAGAAAAAUCAGAAACUGAUGCUGCAGAGAGCAUUAAAAUAGAAGAACCAGAAGUAAAACCUGUCAAACCAGAAGAAAAGCCACCAAAAGUUACUGAACCAAAACAAAAGAAAGAAGUGAAGGAAGAAAAGAAACCAGCAAUAAAAGUUGCUGAAGUAAUCGUUGAUGAAAUAAAACUCGCUCCUGAAACGAUGCCCAAAGUGAUUCCUAAAGACAGGUCAAAAUCGCCUAAAGGAGAGAUACCUUUCGAGGAAAAUAUAGAAGCGGCGAAGUUAACUGAAGAGAUAUUAAAAACGUUGACGGAUACGGUGAAGAAAUAUGUGAAAGACGAAGAACCUGAUUCGAAAGAGAAAUCGAAACGGAAGAAUAAGCAGGGAAAGAAAGGUAAACGCGAAGAGCAAGAGAAGGGUGAAGAAAUUCACUUGCCAGAGGGUGAAAAUAUAACUGUUACUGAAGAAACUAUAAAACAAGAAGUGACUGAAGAAAGUGAUGGAGCAAUUAAAGAGAUGAAAAUUGAAGAUACUUCAGCAGGUGUAUUGCAGACUGAUCUUGAAAAGAAAGUAUCAGUUUCGCAAAAAGUUGAAGAAGCUACUAAAACUUUACCUGAAGAAAAGAAAGAACAGAAAGCUGAAGAAACACCUAUAGUUUUGCCUAUGAAAAAGAAGGCUGUACAGAAAGUUGAAGUACCUCAAAUUUUGUCUGAGGCUUUUCAGAAAAUUGACAAAAUUACUUCUGAAAUUCUAUCUAUAGUUUCACUGAAAACUGAAGAAACUUCCACAGUUUUGCCUGCAGAAGAAACUUGCCCACAACUGACGUCCACUGAGUCUCCCAAAGACGAAGUUCCUUUAACUUCUGAAACUUUGACUAUCGAAGAGAAAAUUCCACAAAAAGUUGAAGAAACUCCUAAAACUCUGCCUGCAGAGGAAAAACUUCCCCAAAAGAUUGAAGAAGUUUCAAAGCCAGAAAUUCUGCCAGUAGAAGAAGUUCCAAAGGAAAUUGAAACCCCUAAAAUUUUGCCUGCAGAAAAACCUCCACAAAAGAUCGAAUCAGCCCCUGAAAUUCUGCCUGCAACAGAAAAAAUUUCACCGAAAAUUGAAGAAACUCUGCCUAAAGAAGAAACUAUUGAAAAAUUGUCCAAACCAGCAGACAGCGAACCUGUCAAGUCCACCAAGGAAGAAAGAAAAGAAGAGACAAAGCAACCGCAAUCCGAAGAAAUAGAAGAAAUUCAACCAUCGAUCGUGAAAGAAUUAGAAGACAUGAUCGAGGACACCGAACAAAUUCCUCCAGAAAUACCGAUAGAGAAAUUGUUAGACGAACUCGAGUCGCCCAUCACGAUCGACUCGAUUCAGUCGCAGCUAGAGACGGAAGAAGAAUUCGAGAAGUGUAUAUCGAGCGAACCAGAAAUAGAGACAGCCGAUAUCGUGAUCGAGCCAGCGAAACCCAAGGUACAAUUCUACAUAGCCGACGAGAUUUUGGUUCUAAGUCCCGAGAAAAAGAAGCCGGUUCAGACCCCAUUAAUCUUGAAAACCUUGUCAGAAAUUAGCGACUCGAUCAACAAAUCGAAAUUCCUUUCCCUCGACAGCGGCUUCUGGCCCGACAAACACCCUUAUCACGAAGCCGAGCGCUAUCUGUUCGAGAACCUAGCCAAUUACGCGAGAGACAGAUCUUCCAGGGUCAUUCGCGAUUCCAACGACCCUGAUAACUUUGAUGGGGACGGUGAUGGUAGUUUGAACGAUCGCGGAGGUAACGGUGGUCCCAUGAGUUCUUUUUUCAUGGGGAGCCCACACACGGAACGUUUGAUCGCCGAUCUUCCUGGAGGCAUAGGUAGCUGGAGCGAUUACAGCACUUACUUGUCGAGCGAAAACGAGCAGGGAAUGGAGACCGAUUUUCUUCAGGAAGUCGAGAAUCCGAAGACUCUUCAGGAGUCGCUUUCUGAAUUAUCGAAUGAGCAAAAAGGCCAGUCUUCGAUGGUAGAUAAUUCUAGGGAGAGGAGGUUUCAGCUGGUACCCGCUCGCGAAGCGUCUAUUUUAAGCGAGCAACCUGAUCAAUCAGAAUCGUUCACUGAUCUUGAGGAACAGUUCAAACGCGAUGAAUCGUCUUUGGAGCGUCUUCCUUCUCCAGUGUCGUUCGACAAUUCUCAGGAGAGGAGGUUUCAGCUGGUACCUGCUCGCGAAGCGUCUAUCGUGAGCGAGCAAUUUUCUGAUCUCUAUCAAUCAGAGACUUCAGAGCGUCUUCCUUCUCCCGUGUCGUUCGACAAUUCUCAAGAAAGGAGAUUUCAACUGGUACCCGCUCGCGAAGCGUCUAUUUUGAGCGAGCAACCUUCAACUUCUGAUCUUUAUCAAUCAGAAUCUAUAGAUCUUGAGGAGUCCGCUAUACGCGAUGAGUUUUUGGAGCGUCUUCCUUCUCCAGUGUCAUUCGACAAUUCUCAGGAGAGGAGGUUUCAGCUGGUACCCGAAGCGUCUAUUUUAAGCGAGCAAACUCUUCGAUCAGAGUCUUCAGAGCGUCCUUCUCCAUUCGACAUUUCUGAGACGAGAUUUCAGCUGGUACCCGAAACAUCCAUUUCGAGCGAACCCUCCACUUCGUUCCAUCAACAGAGAGAACCCAUUUCCGGUCCAAGCAUCCCGUCGAAAAUCCCAGCCUCUCCAGAACCCACGGAACAUUUAGGUAGAGAAAGAGCACCGAUGCAGCAGCAGACUCCGAAUGUGGAGACGGAGAAAGAGACGGUGGUAGCUGAAGAUGAGGCUGAAAAGAGGAUACGAGGGAUCAAGGACAUCAUACAGGAGCGUCUGAUGGUUUUACAGCUGAGUCUAUCGAACCUGAAAGGAACUUGCUUGCCGAGGGAUAGCAUAGACUCCAUGCUGUCUGCCCUCACGAAAAUGAUAACGGAGCUCCAAGGUUACGAACAAGAAACCAGACAACUUGAGGAGGAAUUGCACAAAAUUCCAGCGGACACCGAGGCACAGAGACUCCUCUCGAACUUGUCUGAAGUUCAAACAAGAAUUUCCACGCUUUUAACUCAGGCUGAACAAGGAAAGGUCACUUUAGAGGCGGCACGUGGACAACAGGUGCAACGUGGACAUGAUAUACACGCAUACAAGCAAUUUUUGGACGAAACUGACGCUUGGUUGAAGAAUAUUGUGGCGAAUAUUAAGGAACCGGUCGCCACGAAUAAGGCUUUGCAGGACGAGUUAAGCAGUCACGCGCAACGAGUAUCGGAGCUUGAAUCGUUGCCAGAAAUCAGCACUCUGGCAAAGGUCCUGAAGAACGCAUUAUUGGAGGUGAUGUCUCGUCUUCAGCAACGGCAGCAGGAGCAAGGAGACGAGGAGGCUCGAGCCGACGAGGCGUCAGAUCGAGAUGACGCGACACUCGAUCAAGCACCCUCCAUACACUCGUCGCUCGAAAGUAGUAUGCCAUCUCUGGCAGACGUUUCCCUGCAGACAGGUCAAAGUCUGCUAGAGAACGAUGUAGAAAAGCCCCAACAGCUUACGAAGGAAACCUCGACGACUCCAGUAUCAACUGUGUGUCACUUAACCACGCAAACGAUGGACGAUGACAAUCUUCAAACCGAAACUAUAAAGAUCCUGAAGACAACCGAAGGUGAUCACGAUGUGAUCGAAAUAGCCACGAAGAAUCUGCCAAGUAUAUCUGUUCAGGAAGUCGUUCAAGAUCGCCCCGAGACAGAGGACAUCGUCGUUGACAUGAAGUACCAGGACCCCACGAAGGAAAGCACUACCAGUGAGCUGAACAUCGUCCACGCUGCUCCGCAAUCGUUCGAGACGGUUUUGGUCGAACCUGACGACGUGACAACGGAAGUGGUAGUAGAUGAAGAUGGUUCCAAGAGGAUUAUCGUGAGAAAACUGAGGAGGACCACCAUGACGAGCAGACAGACCACGCAGCAGCAUUUAUCCUCUACCGCUGCAGCGAUAGGAGACGCUCCAUCCGUGGUGCACGCCUUCUCCGAGGCCACCAUGAGGGACCAGCAGGUCACCGUGACCACGGCCAAGCCUAACGGCACCAUAGAAACCACCACCAAGCAGGUCUAUGGUGGUAGAGUAGCUACUGGAACACCGUUCAGAGAUGUGAACGUGGAGGAGUUCGAGUCGGCGCCGCAGUACACUCAUGUGGUUACUCAUGGACAGAUACGGGACAUCAGUCCUCAGCCCCUCGAGGAGGGUAUCCUGAUGGAGGGUGGUGAAUUCCAGGCGAAAACAGCGAGUGUUCAUGCGGUGGUGCAGCAGGUGACCAGAAGAGUGGUCAGAAAGACUAGGAGGAUCAUUCGGAAGGUAACGAUCAUUGAUGGUAAAGAGACCGCCACGGAGGAGGUCAUAGAGGAACCUGAAGAGGUGGAGAUCGACGAGAAGAGUAUACCUCAUAUAAGCAUCAACGUGGUUAAGCAGGAAGACCAGCGACACGUUGGUGCACAAAUUGAGGAAGAAAAAACUGAUCAGCCUAAGAUCGAGAAGCUUGAUGAAGGUACAGAUGUGAAAGUUGAAACGAAAGACAAAGAUACGGAUAUGAAAGAUGUUACAAAAGUGUCAGAUAUGAAAGAUGUCACAAAAGAUUCAGAUAUGAAAGAUGUCACAAAAGUUUCAGAUAUGAAAGAUGUCACAAAAGAUUCAGAUAUGAAAGUGGUGACAAAAGAUGCAGAAGUGAAAGAUGCAGCCAGUCCCGAGAUGCAGGGACCUUUCUUCGGCGCGUUCGCCAAGGACAUGCACCCAAGCACGAAGUACACAGAACCAGAAAAAGAAAUCUCUAAACCUGAAGAGGAUAAGAAGGUUGCAGAUGCUAUAGAAAGUCAACAACCUCUAGAUGUUCCAUCAGAACAGCUUGAAGAGCCUUUGGUAGAGAGCAAAGUUGAAGAGAAAUUGCUUCAGCCUGUGAAAAAGCCAGCGGACAAGUACGAGCACGAGCAAUUCCUGGCCGAGGUAAAUGACAAAAAGCCCCUUCCAGUGGACAGCCAAGCGUUCAUCGAUGCUGAAGUAUCCGCUGCUUUGCAGAGUCCUAGCCAAGAGAUCAAGAUACGAGAGGGCUCGGUAUCUGAAGAGUUAGUCAGGUCUCCGAUCGACACCGUGUCGGAGGAUGUACCGAGCAUCGAUAAAGCGACCUGUAAGUCUGUCGGUGCACCAGCUAUUGAAACACCCGGUAUGGAGGUAGAAGGUCGCACGGUAGACGUAGAAAAGCACCCUGACACUAGAGGCACCGUAGAUACUUCUGUACUUGAGGAGCCGAAGAGAGCACAAGAUCUAGCUCUCGAAGAAAUACAAAAGACAGUUGAAAUUUCAGGAGAGCCUGCAGCGAUCGAAGAGUCACGAGUCGAAACGAAGAAACUUGAAGAGAAGAAAGAGGAACAUGUCCUGCCAAUCCACGUGAAACAGCAGAUAGUGAAGGACUCGUUCGUUCCUGAAAUGGAUUACGACUACGUGGACGAAGCCCUGAAGCCGGAGUACAAACCCAUCUUCCACAAGGUGGAGAUAUCUCUGGCUGUGAAGAAAGAGGGAGAGGAAGUGGAGCCUGUGGUGUCCGUAAAGAGCCAAACAGAACCGCGAAGUGUACCCUACGGUAUGGUGAUGGAGGAUGUGGACAUUAGUCUACCUGCAGCCAAGGAAAGUAAAAUUCACGAUAAAAUCAUUCAGACAUCUCCACCGGCACCUGAAAGACCCACCACCUUGGAGAAAGAAGUCGCCACCUCGGACAAAUCGGUGAUCACUUCGGAGAAGGAAGAGACAGACAAGUCGAUCAUCACUUCGGAGAAGGAUGAAACUUCGGACAAGUCCGUGAUCGCUUCAGAAAAGGAGGAAGAAUAUCAUCCAAGGCCGACAACGAUACCCGAAGAAGAGGUUGCUUUAAAAAUCGAAGAAGAAAUCGGGUCACCGAUGAAGUCCAGCACUUCACUGAUUUCGAACCUUGCAGACUCGAUGGAGAUUGACAUUCCGUUGUCUGACUCUUCGAAACAGAUCAGUGAAGCGCCCCAACCGGACGUGACGAAAAUAUUCGCAUCAGGUGAGAUCGAGUUGUCUUUGAAGGACGAAACUUCAGAAGGCGAAGAUGGAUACGAGGCAGACAGGACGAUGGUGUCUACAACUACGCCAGAUGACGAUAACGUGACGCGGACGAAGAAGAAGAAGAAGAGGAAGCAGAGAGUGAGGAGUUCAAGAGAAGAAGAGCCAACAGAGUUUCCCAAAACGACCACCGAUGAGGGAGAAUUCACUGACGAUGUGACGCCAGUGGAGAGCGAAGACGCGAAGGCCACGAAGAAGAAAAAGAAGAAAAGGAAGAGAGACGAAGACAAUAAGGAAAAGACUUCACGAGUCCCUGGGUGGAACGAAGCGGACACGCAGACUGCUCCUCGGGACUUCAGCGUCUCGGUAGCUACGUCUCCGAAGCAGGAAGAGGUGUCGGCGACUUAUGUGCAAACAUCGCCGCAGGUACCUGAAGAACCCGAAGUGUCGAAGGUCCAAGAGGUCCACAGAGAGGUGCAGACUUCGCCUCUAACACCUGAAGUCAUUGAAAAACCCAAAACAGAAGUCCACGCAGAAAUGCAAACAUCUCCGUUACUCGGUCUGGACUUCAGCACCCAAACCCUUCAGGAAGAAUCUAAACCUGAAACGCAGCAUUCCGAGAUGCAGACUUCGCCUUUACCAGCGUCAGACUUCGCCGUGCAAACUAUCAGUGAAGCACCACCCGAAAUCGAAGAAACUAGUACUCAGACUUUGGAAACACCUAAAAAAGAGGUUGAAGAGUAUGCUGUUCAAACGAGCCCAAUAGAAGAGAUUCCAGUGAUAGUGGUCCCUGCUGAAACGGAGGAAAUGCAGGUUCAAACUAUGCCUGCCGACGUGGUUUCCAUCGAGGCACAGACAUCGCCAACGGCACCAUCCAUGGAGAUGGAGACUCAGACCAUAGAGAAGACUGUGGCCGCUGUUGAACAGCAGACAACUCCUUCACCCAUCGAGGAGAAGGUUUCAACCUGCAUCGCUGUUCAGACUUUGACUCCUGAAGUGCCUGACAUUAUCGAGACGGAGGCGCAGACGAGUAAACCUACCAGUCCAGAGAUGACCACCUUGGACUUCAAUGUUCAAGCGGAUCUGGUUGUAGAGACCCCAGUGGAAGUGGUGGAAACGCAAACAACCCCCAAGGAGAGUCCCAGGCAGGCUGACACCCAGGAAAUGGAGUCGCAGACAAUUUUACCUCAACCGACCGAAGAAAGAAUGAUGCAGACCAGUCCACUUAGCGUCUCCCCGGUUCCAGUUGAGGUCUGCGAGCUGUCCGCACAGACCAGCCUCGAGGAAGCCAAACAAUCGAUGGACGUGCAAUCGCAGACCCUUCCCGAAGAGACAGAGACGUUAGAUAGCUCUGUGCAAAUAAAAAUGAGCGAGCCUGGCGUGAAGGAGGGUAUCAUCCCUGAAACGCGAGACGAUAUCGCGCAGACGAGUGUGGAGGAGACACCGUCAUUCGUGACUGUUUCACAACAAACGAAUGGAGCUGAAGAGAGAAAUAUAUUUAAGAGUGAUGCGCAGGGAGUGCAAGCCACGGUGGAUGUGGUGGACGCGUCGACGGAAGUUAUGACGCCUGUAAAAUAUAUAGAAAUUCCAGUAGCACCUGAUGUACAAGUACAAGAAACUAAGGAGGAGUUGUUGAUGAUGGGCGUUGAAGAGCCGUCUUACGAUUUUAUACAAACCGAACGAUUACAAGGACUUUUGGAGCAAGAACCAAAGUCGGAAGAUAAAAAGACAAUGGAAGGGUCAACCGCUGAACUGUCGGUCAGCGAUGAGACCACCAGUAAACUUACUGACACUUCGCAGGAUACUAGUAUUAACGAGGACUUGAACGCAGCCAAAGUGGACGACAGCAGCGUUGGAAGGAGACAGAAACGGAAGAGGAGACACAAGACGAUGGAAAUUAGCUCUCCGAGUGAAAUGGACCUCGAGUCCAUAUUUGGCCAACCCGUGGAAUCUAGGGACGUUUCGUUGAAGUUAUCUUAUUCUGACGUAGCCAAGAAGAAUGUGGGUAAGGAGAAGUCUCCUUCUAGCGAUGCCCCUCUGGAGAGGAUUUCUGAACAGUCAGACGACGCUGCAACUAAGGAGAGGAUCGAAGAAGAGAAUGUACAGACCUCAUUUACGGAACCAGUUCAAGAUGUGUGGUCCCUGAGUAAAGAAAAAACAGAUUUAGAACCUGAAGUGCAGCAAGUCCACAUGCCUUCACCUGAACCGAUGGACACGACCGAGGAACCAUUUUCGCCUCCAGAGUCGGUGCAGGAGGAUCGACCCAAGAUCAAAACCUAUGCAGACAUCAUCACUGAAUCUUCCAAGAAGCCUGGUUUGGAGCAAGCUUCGUGGGAGAUGGUUCCACAAAAGGGUGCGAGUUCAAAGGCCUUCCUCCUAGCGGAAACCAAGGAGUACGAUCCUCAGCUUCAGGUCACCCAAAGCUGCCAAACCACGAAAGCUAUUUCUGAUCGAAUGCAGAAUCUCAGGAACGCCAAACAGCCGAGUCACCUGGGAAAUAUUCUGCACAUUGCUCACCUGGAUCAGGUGGCCAAUGAGAAGUUAGCCGAAGAACGUGCCGCUGAUGUGAGGAAGGAGUUGUCUCACCUGAAGGACGCUGCUCAAGAGAAAGAUGCGAUCGCUGUGGAGGAAACCCUGGUGGUCAUUGUGGAUACCAUAUCCACGUGGCUGGAGACGAUCGAGUACAGGAUCUUCUUGAGUAAAGAGUGUCCUAGUGGACCUUCGCACGAGGACAAGACGUAUAUCGAACUGAAAGACGAAGUGGAGAAUGUGGAGGAAAAUAUACAGGAGUUGAAGAACAUUUGGAAGCUGGUGGAGACUAAUUAUCCUGGGAACGAUCGCGCCAGUUUGCAGGAGUGUCUGGACGCUCUCAUGCAUCAGGUGAAGAUGAUCGAGGACGUGACUACCGAUGGAGAAAAGCAUGUGACCAGUGAGCUUGCCCGAUGGGACGAGUUCGUGAACGGGGUGAACAACAUGUACAGGCUGAUCGAAGAACAACGUGGACAGCUAAACAACAUUAUUGAGCAGGAAGCAUCCACAAAAUGGAAGCUUCAAGAGCUCGAUAAGUUGGAAAAUAUAAAUCGUUGCCACAUGUGGAAGACCGCGUCCCUCCUCACCACUUCUCACGAACUGCUACGCGAUUAUCCUGGAAAACACAUCCCAGAAGAGACCUACACUGCUCACGAGAUGACCAAGGUGAUCGAGCACGGUAUUUCCAUCGAACGCGAACGUCUUCUGCAACUGCUGGCUUUGGCCGAGGAAUACGAGCAGACUCUUCGAGAGUUCGCGCAGAUCACCGAGAUUGCAGAAAAUUUACUAGAAAGUCCUAUCUCUGUGAUGAGUUUGGAACACCUUCAAGAAGAGAUGCAGAAGCACAGGAAGUUCUUUGUCAAUCUGAAUCACUGUCGAGCGAUCCUGGAGUCAUUGGAGGGUAAUUUGGACCCUGAAACGAGGACCAAGUACUCUGACCUUCACGAAGAAUUACAUAGUAGAGCUAUUUCGUUGUUGGAUCAAGCAGCGUCCAGAGCUCAACAAAUGGCUCUGGCUGCGUCCAGAUGGAUUCUUCUCGAACAAGGCGUCAAAGAGGAACGAGGAUGGCUCCAGGUUGCUCAUCAACGAGUUCCUGACCUCCAAACUGUGACGUCAUCCGACUACGACCAGUACAUCUCCCUGUACCAAUCACUGGUAACCGAUGUGACGACGCAUCACGCUAAGAUAAUUCAGCUGCUGAACGUAGCCCGCAGUCUUCAGGAAUUGGUGAACAUCGAAGAUCCCGAGGAUCGUUAUGGAGAAGCUUUGGACGUUAUCGUGAAGCUUCAAGACGACGUGGAAUCGUCUUUGAGAAGAUUGUUGGCGUUUAGGGAGAGUUGGAGCAAUCAGGAUGCGUUGAUGAACAGAUUGGAGAACUGGAUGAACAAGGUUGAGAAGGAGCUGGGUAGUCUGCAUGAUCCGUCUGGGGGUCACAUACGACAAUUUUGGGAGCUGAAGGCCCAGUACGAGGUCCACAACAACAUGCGAGAGGAAGCAAACAACAGUUUCGAGCAAGCGCUCAGAAUCAUCCCUCUCUCCGACGAGAUGUUGCAAAGACAGUUCCACCGCGAGGUCCAAGAUCGCUGGGACGACGUAAGCCACCGUAUCAACGAGAUCCAAGAACAAGUCACUAGAAACAUCUCCUCAGAAGACAUCUCUUCCAACGAGAAACUGAAGCUCCUCGAAAGAGAGUUGAACGAGCUACGAAUGACCAUAGACGGUUUCCACGGAGUCCUCAAAACGGAAGAAGAGCUGGAUCUCUACAUCGAGCGACUGACCGUCCUCUUCGACAGAAUAUCGUUGAUUCAAGACGAGCUGGGUCGGCUAGGUCUUCUUCCGGUCGCGGAGAGCGAGAAGGUCGGAGUGCUGUUGUCUUCCGCUCGUCGAAUCGAGAGUCAGAUCAGCGAGGAACUGGACGCGGCACAAUUAUUAAGGGAAAGGCUUCAAGCUAUUCAUCGUGGCCUCAACCGUGUCAGGAAAGCUCAUCAACGGCAAUCAUCUAUAUUGGAUCAAUGCGAGGGAAGCGAACGACAGGGAAGCGACGUGGUCGCGGCUGCUGUAGAGCGUUGUCAAACGGUCGCUGACGAGCUCGCUAUAUUGUGGCAGGAUAUCAUGGGACUCAGACAAUUACUCCACACUUUGCCAACCAUUAUGAGGGUCUCCGUGUCACCUGUCAGCGUGGAACGCGAUAUCUCCAACCUGCAGGAUGCACACACCGAUCUGGAGGCCAGAUGCACUCGGCUGUUGGCGCUGCUGAGGAACAGACUUGCUCUGUGGAGGAGGUUCGAGAGACAGCUGGAAAUGGUGCAGCAGUCCGUUCAGGAAGCUGAUUACAUGAUGGAGCUGCUGACGGUUCAGGGAUCGGUCGAUUAUGACAGACUACUCAAAGCUACUGAACGAUUGGAGGGUCUCAGCGGUGAUUUGGGAGCCCGAGAAGUUCUCAUUGGCGAAUUGCGGGAAGCUGCCGAACCUCUGCGGGAGGGUUGCGCUGCAGAGGUCCGCGAGAAGGUCGAAGCAGCGGUAAAUGAGGCCGUGCAGGCCUGGGAGGACACCAGGGCCGAAUUAGAUGCCCUUUGCACCAAGUAUCAGCACGCGUGCAGAUUGUGGCAACAGUACAAAGAUUCGAGUGCCGCGGUGAAGGCUUGGGUGGACACCCAGAUGGACAGCGUUGCUAACCUGCCACCUGAAGAAGCCGUCAAGCACAUCAAGAUUUGCGAGGAAACAAUGGCGGAACACAAGGAAAGAUUGGCGGAACUUCGUGGCCUGGUUGCACAAAUUGCAUCCGACGUUGGUUUGGAUGCAAGCGGACCAUUGCACUGCGAAGUUGAGGCCCUCGGACAACGUCUCGAAGACAUCCGUGAAACGCUGUCGUGUCUCGCAGACGCGGCAGACGCUCGUGCCCUCAACCAGGAGUAUGCACGUGGCGAUUUAUGUCAGGCAAAAAAUUUCUUGGGCGCCGUCCAACAGAGUCUAACAGCAGUCAGCCAGGGCGAAUCAAAGGAGCAAUUGACGCUCCUGCGUAACCACCUCCUAGCGCUGACGUGCACGGAGCCACAGCUGCAAUCAAUCAAGGAGCGCAGUUUAGAGGUGUCUUCGCAGGAGCCGUCGGUUGUGGAAGUUCUUCAGCUAUGGCAGAAGGUCUUCAGGGAAACCUUCCAACAGUAUCAUCGCCUGUCGGCUCGUCUAGUCAAAACCCAGGAUGGCGCGACCGCCCUUAAACUCUGGCAAGAGUACUUAUCCCACGUGCAGGAUUUCCUAUCGAACGACGUUCCCGGUGAUUACAACGGUUUGUCGGAGCAUAGGAAUCUCUGCGAGGUUCAUCGGAACCUCCUGACUGAUCAACAGAAUCUCAUACUUACCGUUCGUUCCGAAGAGGGCGGUAAUCUGUCGACUACAGAACAGUUCAACAUCCUGACGAACCUACACAACGAAACCUUGGCGAAGAUCAUGGAGAGGCAUGCGGCGGUUCGCGACAGAUUAGCCGCGUGGGACAGGUACAAAGUUAAUCAAAGUAAGCUUCUGUCCUGGUUGAAAGAGGUCGAAAGAGAACGAAGUCAGCUUCACCUUCGAUUCAUUCAUCUACGAAGACUGGACAAGAUCCUGCAGAGGAUACAGACGUUGCUGGACAAGGUACCGGAAGGCGAAAGUCAGUUGGAGUCCCUGCAGGAGCAGCACGAGUCGCUGCUGAUCAAUUGCGACGAAGCGUUGGCUGUGUCCAUACGCAUGGAGCUCGCGGCUGACUCGCAGAGGAUAGCUAACUUGAGCGCCAGUCUGGAAACCUGGAGAGAUUUCAUCCAGAGGAUACAGAAACUUCACGGGGAAUACGAGGAGCAGACGAAGGAGGUCAGCUCCACGUUCGACGAAAUUAGCCAAGCUUUAAGCACGGCGUUCCACGCGAAAGCCGCGAGCCUCUCGAGGACCAACGAACAGCUGGAGUCUAUCCGCCAAUUGCAGAACAGGCUAUCGACCAUGAGCACGGAUUUAGAAUCCCUCGGUGUCAUUACCGAGCAGUUGAGGGAGUGUCUGAGUCCGUCCGACAUGAAGACCUUGAACCAGCAGCGAACUCUUCUGUGUCAGCAACACGGGGACCUCGAACACCAAGCAGCGUUAUUAGUAUGCAGGUUAGAAGAGCGUUGCGGCCUCUACGAUCGCUGGAAGGACAAGCUGGGUAGACUGUUCACGUGGAUAGAGGAGACAGAGACUCGAAUACAGAACUACGACGCUAUGACCCCGAACGAACCCGGAGAGACGUUGAAGAGACUGGAGUGCGAGUUACAGGCAGAGAUCGCUCUGAAACAGAGAGACCUGUCGUGGCUGCAGAACACUGGACAAGAUCUGAUCGAAGUAGCCGAAGAGAAGGAGAGAGAGACCCUUCAGCGAUCUUUAGACGAAGUGAACGAGAGGUGGGAUCGGUUGUUAGCCAUGGGAAAAGCCAGAGCUACCAAACUGGUCGAGCUGAUGAGGACCAUGGACACCUUGGAGAGGAGAAUCAACGAACUGAGAAGCUGGCUGGCCAGCGUCGAAUCUCAACUAUCGGAGACCUUCGUGAUCGAAAAGAUCGAUCAGAAUUGCAUCGAUAAGAAGCUCCAAGACCACGAACACGUUCAUAAGAUCAUCGAGGCUGAGAGCGAAAACGUUGGCGAGGUGUUGAAGCUCUGCGAGAUCUUGUUGAACGACUGCGACACGUGGAAGGCGUCCUUCAACACGGACACCAUCAAGGCUGGCGUGGAAGGUUUAGAGCGAAGAUGGACAGCGACCUGCGUGAAGUCUGCGGAAAGAAAGGGCAAGAUCAUCCUCGCCUGGAAGAUACUUCAGGAGCUGGAGAAGAUCAGGAUAGAACACGAAGACUGGCUCAGGGAGACCGAUGCCGUUCUGUCAGAUCUGGAGAACAACUUGGACGAAGUUUCGAAAGAGGACUCGAAGAAGGCGAUCGAAAGGGCGAAGAACAUCCUCGAAGACGUCGAAGGUCACGAGUCCGUGAUGAAGAUAAUCGAACAGAACUUUGGUCGCCUAGCGAGAACCGGCCUAGAGCCCGAUAAUCUGAAAUCACUUAUCAGCGGAACCCGGCAGCUUAUCGAUAAGUGGCAAACGUUGAAACCUAGAGUCAACGCUGUUCUAUUGGCGCUUCAACAAGGUCAAAAGAAUUAUCGCGACUUCAUUACGGUGCACGGGGCAGCGGUAGUCGGAUUGACGCAAGUCGACGUUCGAUUGACGAGAACGCAACACCUGGCCACGCCUGAACAGAAGGCGUCUGUUCGACGAAGACUCCAACAGUUGAACGAGAUCGAGGAAGAGCUAAGGACCCAGAACAUCACGCUGCAGAAAGCUGACGAGUUGGCGCUGAAGGUUAUGCAAGAAUGUCAUCCGGAUGACGUGGCGACGAUCCAGGAACUGGUAGACGAAUAUCAAUUGCUAUGGAAGGACAUCAAGAAGAGGGUAGCCUCGUUGAGGGCGGAAAUCGAGGGACAGGAGAAACAGGAAGUUGACGAAGCUGUGCAAGUGGAAACUUUAAAGUUUGAACAGGACACUGCUGUUCAAGUGGACACUUUGCCUAGGUUGUUGAGGAUGACUUCGAGUGACGCGUACUUGAUGGAACUCGAAGCCGCGUUGGCAGAGUGCAACGAUGCGUUGGACACACUGGAAAUAGCCGUUACCCCGGAUCCUGUUGCUGGACCUGGGCUAAAUGCGGCUGCUAGAAAUAUUAGUAAAUUGAUCGGAAGUUGUCAAUCAUCGAUCGAACUGGUUCGUCAUUUGCAUAGUUUGCUCAUUGAAGACGGGAAAUUGAGUGCUCAGGUUGCCAAAGCUGACGAGGUUACAGCGCUGACGAACAGAUACGAGAAUCUCUUGAUACUGGCAAGAACGCGUGAACAACAAAUUAGAGAACUCAGGUCGUCUAUCAGCGACGUUUACACCUCCCCCUGUGAUCACGAUAACGGAAGACUGACCUGCCCAUUAUGCUCGCGCCGCAAUUGGGCUCAACUAGAGAACGAUCUUUGGAGAUUAGAAAAGUGGUUGGAGUUCGCCGAAGGCACUCAAAGUGAACAACAUUCGCCACCGAGCAGCAUAGAACAAUUGGAGGACGUGAUUCAAGACCAUCGUGAAUUUCUGCUCGAUCUCGACUGCCAUAAGAGCAUCCUCGUCAGCCUGAACACAGUGGGUGCUCAUUUAGCCGACCACAUAGAGGAAUUAUGUCGAGCCACACAGCUCAGAGACAGAUUGACCGUCGCGAACACGAGAUGGGACAAAGUGUGCACGCUCGCUUCCCGUUGGCAGGAACAGCUGCGAGUUGCGCUGAUGUCGAACCAACAGUUUCAUCGCAUCGUCGAGGAGCUGCUCGCGUGGCUGGAGAAAACGGAAAUCAGUAUAAGGGCCAGUGAACCCGUUGAUCUCACGGAAUCGACCGAAAUUAUGACCGCCAAGUACAAUAAGUUCAGGGAGCUAAGAAGUGACCUAGAACGAUGUGAACCCCGAGUUUUGUCUCUCCAAGAGUCAGCGAAUCAGUUGUUGGACGAGAAAGGCGAAACCAGAGCACGCCUACAGGAGCUCCGACUCAGGUUGCAGUCUUUACGACGACUGACAGGGAUAUACGCUUUAAAAUUAGGGGCAGCGUUGGGAAUGGACCCUCGAGACGUUGGACUUGCCGCCACUACGUCCUCCCUCGCUUCCCUUUCUCAAGACCUGCUCGACGAAGCUGCCUCUGGAUCCGUUCAACCCCGCGACGCAUCCGGCACAGAUGGUGACGAUGGCCAACAAACGGUAUUGUCUCGAGGAUACCGUUUCCUGGGCCGAGUGUUGAGGGUCUCCUUACCGAUCCAAGCUGUCAUGCUACUGGUCCUUGGCGUCGCCUCCCUGGUCCCAUCAGCCGAAGAAGACUACAGUUGUAUGCUGUCGAACAACCUCGCCAGAAGUUUCACUCCGAUGGUCGUUUACCCGAACGGACCGCCGCCGAUUUAACAUUAAAAGGACACCAUUUAAAACGCACCAACUUCGCCGGUCCUCGAAGAACUUUCAGUCGAAACAUUCAGAAAAAUCGCGGCAAACGGAAACGUCAUCUGCGUAGCUACUUAACUAGCCUGUCGUGCGAUGUACCAUUUCCAUCAUGUUAUAGAUGAAGACUCAAUGGAUCUCCCAUGAGAUCAUCGAGACGAUCGAAACGCAUUUCGAUCGCCUCGAGGAUCGUACAUUUUGGCCAAGACGAUUUUUACACGUGUGAUAUAACGUUUCUAGUUGUGUAUAACGUUAUGGACCAAGAGAAAAACGAUUGUACGGCUCCGUUUCGCUUAUUUAUACGUAAUUGUGAUCUUCGUGCAAUACGUUCUUGUGCAAUCUCUUCCGGAGGGAAUGCACGAGAAUAAUUACGACCACUCGAACGAUUUAACACGGUUAUCGACGAAUUUGUUUCGAUCUAUUGAAAACUCCCUUCCCACGACAUUCCAUGUAACAUUACCGCGUUUCUAUUUAUACGAACACAUAUUAACACAUUGUAGAUAUCGUUCCUUUGAUACGACUAUUGAUUUUUCACUUUUUCUUUCUCCUUCGAGGUUUAGGUUUCGUUUGUACAGAGAACGUGAGAGAGCGAGAGAAAGAGAAAAAGCGAGAAAGUAUUAAUGUCACAUGGAAUGCGCGAAACGUGUUAUUAAAUUAUUAGAAACGAUUUAUUAUUAACGAAUCGCUUUACGUGCACACACAGAACACAACCGCGAAACUUGUUACGAGAGAAGAACGAUAUUAUAUGUACUCGAGUUUCGCGUUUUACGGCUAGUACGUAAACGAGAGAUUAAUAUAACCUUGUUCCGACUUUAUUUUUUAUACGUUGCGUUUAUAAAUCGAGAAUAGAGAAGCGGUUCGAUAUAAAAAGAAUAAUGGAGAACGAAACGUCCACUGACCGAUUCCCUCGGCAUCGCCGAGUAAUCGCGACAGUCAUUGGUGCUAGUUCGAUGGAUAGAAAGAAAACACGAUAAUAUAUAAAUUAUAGGAUUCAUCUUUUCCGUUGUUUUUUUAACACGUAAUUGAAGGUGAACGAUUAAAAAGACAUCGCAUAAUGAGUCGCAUAAUAAUAAACGAAGUUACCGUUGCCUGAUGAAGAUGUUUUACUCGCGAGAACGAUAAUUACAGGAUACGCACAAAUGGAUCACGAAUUCUAUUCGAGGUACAAACAAAAGAAAUAAACGAACCGACUGUAUUUAACGGCCCCGCUAGAAUUUCGCUUCCUAAUUUAAAAAUGGUAUCUUGCUUGCUACGCGACCGAGCUUUGUUAUGUAUUUUUGUAAGGACAGAGCUUUCCGAAGACGGUGUACAUCUGUCGAUGUAAUAUAAUUACAAUAAAUUGAGACCUAUACGAAAGUUGUCUGAUUUAUCACU
This is a messenger RNA of Megachile rotundata (alfalfa leafcutting bee), 51563 nucleotides long. RefSeq names its product Muscle-specific protein 300 kDa. Gene Ontology annotation, biological process: nuclear migration. Gene Ontology annotation, cellular component: meiotic nuclear membrane microtubule tethering complex; nuclear outer membrane; cytoplasm. Lineage: Eukaryota; Metazoa; Arthropoda; Insecta; Hymenoptera; Megachilidae. The record is from RefSeq and is a predicted model, not a curated record. Gene Ontology annotation, molecular function: actin filament binding.